Coregonus sp. 'balchen' is the source of this 77325-nucleotide messenger RNA. Lineage: Eukaryota; Metazoa; Chordata; Actinopteri; Salmoniformes; Salmonidae. The record is from the annotation of a GenBank genome assembly.
AUGGCUACCUCGAAUGUGCUGGAGGAGUCCUGCCUGCUGCGGAGAGGCAGAUCUCACAGCGACCCGAGCAGCAUCAUCACGGAACCUCGAGUCGCCGGAGCUACCGGAGCAGGUUGGUGACUACCACUCAUCAUGGCUUGUCUGUCUGAUUUCUAUAGCUGUCUGUCCCUCAUUCGGCAUUUCAGAAUCUGAAUCUCCCGGUCGUGUUGUUGGAUGUAGGCUGUGUUGCAACAUUAAUUGGGUUUUUUUCCUCCCGGUUGAGUGUCCGCGGCACACUGCGAACAUCAAUCGUGAUCAUCCAUGGGUGCGUUUGAAUUUCGAAUAAAACAAAUGUAGCCUAGUAAAUAUGUUAAUUUUCCCUGAAAAACAUUCAUUAUUAGUUAUGAAUAGUAACUUGUUAUUUAUGUAAGCUAUAGGCUACAAGCAUCCGCAGACAAACUGACAUACAGGAGAUGUAGCCUAGUAAUUCAUUGGAGUGUCUGCAAUGCGGGGAUGUUUAGGCCACUACAGCAUAUAACCUAUAGAUUAUUUUUUAAAUAUACAGUGCAUUUGGAAAGUAUUCAGACCCCUUCUCUUUUUUCCACAAUUUGUUAUGUUACUGCCUUAUUCAAAAAUUGAUUAAAUUGUUUUUUUCCCUCAUCAAUCUACACACAAUACCCCAUAAUGACAAAGUAAAAACAGGUAUUUAGAAAUUUUUGCAAAUGUAUUAAAAACGGAAAUACCUUAUUUACAUAAAUAUUCUGUCCUUUGCUAUGAGACUCGAAAUUGAGCUCAGGUGCAUCCUGUUUCCAUUGAUCAUCCUUGAGAUGUUUCUACAACUUGAUUGGAGUCCACCUGUGGUAAAUUCAAUUGAUUGAACAUGAUUUGGAAAGGCACACACCUGUCUAUAUAAGGUCCCACAGUUGACAGCGCAUGUCAGAGCAAAAACCAAGCCAUGAGGUCAAAGGAAUUGUCCAUAGAGCUCAGAGACAGGAUUGUGUCGAGGCACAGAUCUGGGGAAGGACAACAAAACAUUUCUGCAGCAUUGAAGGUCCCCAAGAACACAGUGGUCUCCAUCAUUCUUAAAUGGAAGAAGUUUGGAUCCACUAAGACUCUUCCUAUAGCUGGCCGCCUAGACAAACUGAGCAAUCGGGGGAGAAGGGCCUUGGUGAAGGUGGUGACCAAGAACCCGAUGGUCACUCUGAGAGAGCUCCAGAGUUCCUCUGUGGAGAUGGGAGAACCUUCCAGAAGGACAACCAUCUCUGCAGUCUCCACCAAUCAGGCCUUUGUGGUAGAGUGGCCAGACGGAAGCCACUCCUCAGUAAAAGGCACAUGACAGCCCGCUUGAAAUUUGCCAAAAGGCACCAAAAGGACUCAGACCGUGAGAAACAAGAUUCUCUGGUCUGAUGAAAGCAAGAUUGAACUCUUUGGCCUGAAUACCAAGUGUCACGUCUGGAGGAAACCUGGCACCAUCCCUAUGGUGAAGCAUGGUGGUGGCAGUAUCAUGCUGUGGGGAUGUUUUUCAGCAGCAGGGACUGGGAAACUAGUCAGGAUCAAGGGAAAGAUGAACAGAGCAAAGUACAGAGAUCCUUGAUGAAAUCCUGCUCCAGAGUUCUCAGGACCUCAGACUGGGGCGAAGGUUCACCUUCCAACAGAACAACGACCCUAAGCACACAGCCAAGACAAUGCAGGAGUGGCUUCGGGACAAGUCUCUGAAUAUCCUUGAGUGGCCCAGCCAGAGCCCAAACUUGAACCCGAUCGAACAUCUCUGGAGAGACCUGAAAAUAGCUGUGCAGCAACGCUCCCCAUCCAACCUGACAGAGCUUGAGAGGAUCUGCAGAGAAGAAUGGUAGAAACUCCCCAAAUACAGGUGUGCCAAGCUUGUAGCGUCAUACCCAAGAAGACUUGAGGCUGUAAUCGCUGCCAAAGGUGCUUCAACAAAGUACUGAGUAAAGGGUCUGAAUACUUAUGUAAAUGCAAUAUUUUAUUUUGUAAAUGUCAUUUCAGUUGUUGUUUUUUAUAUACAUUUGCAAACAUUUCUAAAAACCUGUUUUUGCUUUGUCAUUAUGGGGUAUUGUGUGUUGAUUGAUAAGAAAAACAACAACAAUAUAAUCAAUUUUAGAAUAAGGCUGUAACGUAACAAAAUAUGAAAAAAGUCAAGGGGUCUGAACACUUUCCUGAAUUUACUGUAUAUGUCUCAUAGCUUACUUAGAGUAUAUAUCCCUACAGCAUAUACGUAGAGAUGGUGCCAGGUUUCCUCCAGACGUGAUGCUUGGCAUUCAGGCCAAAGAGUUCCAUCUUGCUUUCAUCAGACCAGAGAAUCUUGUUUCUCACGGUCAGAGUCCUUUAGGUGCCUUUUGGCAAACACCAAGCAGGCUUUCAUGUGCAUUUUACUGAGGAGUGGCUUCCAUCUGGCCAGGAUGAGUCGGACCACAGAGUGAAGGAAAAGCAGCCAACAAGUGCUCAGCAUAUGUGGGAACUCCUUCAAGACUGUUGGGAAAGCAUUCCAGGUGAAGCUGGUUGAGAGAAUGCCAAGAGUGUGCAAAGCUGUCAUCAAGGCAAAGGGUGGCUAUUUGAAGAAUCUCAAAUAUAAAAUAUAUUUUGAUUUGUUUAACACUUUUUUGGUUACUACAUGAUUCCAUAUGUGUUAUGUCAUAGUUUUGAACAUACCUACUCAUUCAAGGAUUUUUCUUUAUUUUUACUAUUUUCUACAUUAUAGAAUAAUAGUGAAGACAUCAAAACUAUGAAAUAACACAUAUGGAAUCAUGUAGUAACCAAAAUAGUGCUAAACAAAUCAAAAUAUAUUUUAUAUUUGAGAUUCUUCAAAUAGCCACCCUUUGCCUUGAUGACAGCUUUGCACACUCUUGGCAUUCUCUCAACCAGCUUCACCUGGAAUGCUUUCCCAACAGUCUUGAAGGAGUUCCCACAUAUGCUGAGCACUUGUUGGCUGCUUUUCCUUCACUCUGCGGUCCGACUCAUCCCAAACCAUCUCAAUUGGGUUGAGGUCUGGUGAUUGUGGAGGCCAGAUCAUCUGAUGCAGCACUCCAUCACUCUCCUUCUUUGUCAAAUAGCCCUUACACAGCCUGGAGGUGUGUUUUUGGGUCAUUGUCCUGUUGAAAAACAAAUGAUAGUCCCAUUAACCCCAAACCAGAUGGGAUGGCGUAUCGCUCCAGAAUGCUGUGGUAGCCAUGCUGGUUAAGUGUGCCUUGAAUUCUAAAUAAAUCACAGACAGUGUCACAAGCAAAGCACCCCCACACCAUAACACCUUCUCCUCCAUGCUUUACGGUGGGAACUACACAUGCGGAGAUCAUCCGUUCACCCACACUGCGUCUCACAAAGACACGGCGGUUGGAACCAAAAACCUCCAAUUUGGACUCCAUACCAAAGGACACAUUUCCACCGGUCUAAUGUCCAUUGCCCGUGUUUCUUGGCCCAAGCAGGUCUCUUCUUCUUAUUGGUGUCCUUUAGUAGUGGUUUCUUUGCAGCAAUUCGACCAUGAAGGCUUGAUUCACACAGUCCCCUCUGAACAGUUGAUGUUGAGAUGUGUCUGUUACUUGAACUCUGUGAAGCAUUUAUUUGGGCUGCAAUUUCUGAGGCUGGUAACUCGAAUUAACUUAUCCUCUGCAGCAGAGGUAACUCUGGGUCUUCCAUUCCUGUGGCGGUCCUCAUGAGAGCCAGUUUCAUCAUAGCGCUUGAUGGUUUUUGCGACUGCACUUGAAGAAACUUUCAAAGUUCUUGAAAUGUUCCGUAUUGACUGACCAUGUCUUAAAGUAAUGAUGGACUGUCAUUUCUCUUUGCUUAUUUGAGCUGUUCUUGCCAUAAUAUGGACUUGGUCUUUUACCAAAUAGGGCUAUCUUCUGUAUACACCACUACCUUGUCACAACACAACUGAUUGGCUCAAACGCAUUAAGAAGGAAAUAAAUUCCUCAAAUUAACUUUUAACAAGGUACACCUGUUAAUUUAAAUGCAUUCCAGGUGACUACCUCAUGAGGCUGGUUGAGAGAAUGCCAAGAGUGUGCAAAGCCGUCAUCAAGGCAAAGGGUGGUUAUUUGAAGAAUCUCAAAUAUAAAAUAUAUCUUGAUUUGUUUAACACUUUUUUUGGUUACUACAUGAUUCCAUAUGUGUUAUUUCAUAGUUGUGAUGUCUUCACUAUUAUUCUACAAUGUAGAAAAUAGUAAAAAUAAAGAAAAACCCUGGAAUGAGUAGGUGUGUCCAAACCGUUGACUGGUAUAUCUAGUAGUGAACACUCUUCAAUUACUCCACCAGUUUACAGGAAUAACUGUCAGGAAAUGAAAACUUAUCACACCAGGUUUACAAGAGGGAAAAAAGUAUUUGAUCCCCUGCUGAUUUUGUACGUUUGCCCACUGACAAAGACAUGAUCAGUCUAUAAGUUUAAUGGUAGGUUUAUUUGAACAGUAAGAGACAGAAUAACAACAAAAAAAUCCAGAAAAACGCAUGUCAAAAAUGUUAUAAAUUGAUUUGCAUUUUAAUGAGGGAAAUAAGUAUUUGACCCCUCUGCAAAACAUGACUUAGUACUUGGUGGCAAAACCCUUGUUGGCAAUCACAGAGGUCAGACGUUUCUUGUAGUUGGCCACCAGGUUUGCACACAUCUCAGGAGGGAUUUGUUCCACUCCUCUUUGCAGAUCUUUCCAAGUCAUUAAGGUUUCGAGGCUGACUGUCACGGUCGUCGUUAAUAGAGGAAGCGGACCAAAGCGCAGCGUGUCCAAGAAACAUGACUUUAUUGAAAUAACGUAACCAAACAAAAGACGACUCAAUGAAGUCCAACAGUAACACUGCCUGAAAAGGAACAAAAACCCACAAACCAAGGAGAAACCACACAGUUUAAAUAUGGCUCCCAAUCAGAGAUAACGAGCCGACAGCUGACACUCGUUACCUCCGAUUGGGAGUCAUAUGACUAAUCAAGAACAAUCACCAAACAUAGAAAUGAACAACUAGAAUACCCAACAUAGAAAUACACCCAAACAAUGAAAAUGAACAACCCUGGCUCAAUAAACAAAGUCCAUGGAGCCAGAGUGUCACACUGACGUUUGGCAACUCAAACCUUCAGCUCCCUCCACAGAUUUUCUAUGGGAUUAAGGUCUGGAGACUGGCUAGGCCACUCCAGGACCUUAAUGUGCUUCUUCUUGAGCCACUCCUUUGUUGCCUUGGCCGUGUGUUUUGGGUCAUUGUCAUGCUGGAAUACCCAUCCACGACCCAUUAUCAAUGCCCUGGCUGAGGGAAGGAGGUUCUCACCCAAGAUUUGAUGGUACAUGGCCCCAUCCAUCGUCCCUUUGAUGCGGUGAAGUUGUCCUGUCCCCUUAGCAGAAAAACACCCCCAAAGCAUAAUGUUUCCACCUCCAUGUUUGACGGUGGGGAUGGUGUUCUUGGGGUCAUAGGCAGCAUUCCUCCUCCUCCAAACACGGCGAGUUGAGUUGAUGCCAAAGAGCUCGAUUUUGGUCUCAUCUGACCACAACACUUUCACCCAGUUCUCCUCUGAAUCAUUCAGAUGUUCAUUGGCAAACUUCAGACGGCCCUGUAUAUGUGCUUUCUUGAGCAGGGGGAUCUUGCGGGCGCUGCAGGAUUUCAGUCCUUCACUGCGUAGUGUGUUACCAAUUGUUUUCUUGGUGACUAUGGUCCCAGCUGCCUUGAGAUCAUUGACAAGAUCCUCCCGUGUAGUUCUGGGCUGAUUCCUCACCGUUCUCAUGAUCAUUGCAACUCCACGAGGUGAGAUCUUGCAUGGAGCCCCAGGCCGAGGGAGAUUGACAGUUCUUUUGUGUUUCUUCCAUUUGCGAAUAAUCGCACCAACUGUUGUCACCUUCUCACCAAGCUGCUUGGCGAUGGUUUUGUAGCCCAUUCCAGCCUUGUGUAGGUCUACAAUCUUGUCCCUGACAUCCUUGGAGAGCUCUUUGGUCUUGGCCAUGGUGGAGAGUUUGGAAUCUGAUUGAUUGAUUGAUUGCUUCUGUGGACAGGUGUCUUUUAUACAGGUAACAAGCUGAGAUUAGGAGCACUCCCUUUAAGAGUGUGCUCCUAAUCUCAGCUCAUUACCUGUAUAAAAGACACAUGGGAGCCAGAAAUCUUUCUGAUUGAGAGGGGGUCAAAUACUUGUUUCCCUCAAUAAAAUGCAAAUCAAUUUAUAACAUUUUUGACAUGCAUUUUUUCCGGAUUUUGUUGUUGUUAUUCUGUCUCUCACUGUUCAAAUAAACCUACCAUUAAAACUAUAGACUGAUAAUUUCUUUGUCUGUGGGCAAACGUACAAAAUCAGCAGGGGAUCAAAUACUUUUUUCCCUCACUGUAUGUUUGAUUGAGUUCCCUUUCUGUUGAUCUAGACUGAUACAACUAGGGUUCUGCUCUAUACUCUUCUGGUAUGUUCAGGUCUUCACAGGUUCUGUUGUCAUCAGGGUUUGGGGUCAAUUCCAUUUAAAUUCCAGUCAAUUCAGGAAGUACAUUGAAAUUCCAAUUUUCUUCAGUGCUUUUCAAUGAGGAAAAUCUGGAAUUGGAAUUGGGUUCUUUCUGAAUUGAUUGGAAUUUAAAUAUAAUUGACCCAAACCCUGGUUUCAUUUGACCUCAGAUGUUGUUUUUGCUGCUGUUAUUGCUGACAUGCCAUAUGAGGACUGAAGUAGAUCAUAAUAUUACAUGCUGACAUGCCAUAUGAGGACUAAUGUAGAUCAUAAUAUUACAUGCUGACAUAACAUAUGAGGACUAAUGUAGAUCAUAAUAUUACAUGCUGACAUGCCAUAUGAGGACUAAUGUAGAUCAUAAUAUUACAUGCUGACAUGCCAUAUGAGGACUGAUGUAGAUCAUAAUAUUACAUGCUGACAUGCCAUAUGAGGACUAAUGUAGAUCAUAAUAUUACAUGCUGACAUGCCAUAUGAGGACUGAUGUAGAUCAUAAUAUUACAUGCUGACAUGCCAUAUGAGGACUGAUGUAGAUCAUAAUAUUACAUGCUGACAUGCCAUAUGAGGACUGGUGUAGAUCAUAAUAUUACAUGCUGACAUGCCAUAUGAGGACUGGUGUAGAUCAUAAUAUUACAUGCUGACAUGCCAUAUGAGGACUAAUGUAGAUCAUGUUAUGACAUCAAACUGAGGCUGUAUUGAAAGGCUGUUAGGUUACGGUAAUAUAAUAUUAUCACAGUUAAUAAAAACAUCUACAAAGUCUAUUUCAUUUUCUAGUCAACAGGAAUACUAUAUAUACUGCUCUAACAGGAAUACUAUAUAAACUGCUCUAACAGGAAUACUAUAUAUACUGCUCUAACAGGAAUACUAUAUAUAUACUGCUCUAACAGGAAUACUAUAUAAACUUCUCUAACAGGAAUACUAUAUAUACUGCUCUAACAGGAAUACUAUAUAUACUCCUCUAACAGGAAUACUAUAUAUACUGCUCUAACAGGAAUACUAUAUAUACUGCUCUAACAGGAAUACUAUAUAUACUGCUCUAACAGGAAUACUAUAUAUACUGCACUAACAGGAAUACUAUAUAUACUGCUCUAACAGGAAUACUAUAUAUACUGCUCUAACAGGAAUACUAUAUAUACUGCUCUAACAGGAAUACUAUAUAUACUGCUCUAACGGAAUACUAUAUAUACUGCUCUAACAGGAAUACUAUAUAUACUGCUCUAACAGGAAUACUAUAUAUACUGCUCUAACAGGAAUACUAUAUAUAUACUGCUCUAACAGGAAUACUAUAUAUACUGCUCUAACAGGAAUACUAUAUAUACUGCUCUAACAGGAAUACUAUAUAUACUGCUCUAACAGGAAUACUAUAUAUACUGCUCUAACAGGAAUACUAUAUAUACUGCUCUAACAGGAAUACUAUAUAUACUGCUCUAACAGGAAUACUAUAUAUAUACUGCUCUAACAGGAAUACUAUAUAUACUGCUCUAACAGGAAUACUAUAUAUACUGCUCUAACAGGAAUACUAUAUAUACUGCUCUAACAGGAAUACUAUAUAUACUGCUCUAACAGGAAUACUAUAUAUACUGCUCUAACAGGAAUACUAUAUAUACUGCUCUAACAGGAAUACUAUAUAUACUGCUCUAACAGGAAUAAUAUAUAUACUGCUCUAACAGGAAUACUAUAUAUACUGCUCUAACAGGAAUACAUAUAUACUGCUCUAACAGGAAUACUAUAAUAUACUGCUCUAACAGGAAUACUAUAUAUACUGCUCUAACAGGAAUACUAUAUAUACUGCUCUAACAGGAAUACUAUAUAUACUGCUCUAACAGGAAUACUAUAUAUAUGCUCUAACAGGAAUACUAUAUAUACUGCUCUAACAGGAAUACUAUAUAUACUGCUCUAACCGGAAUACUAUAUAUACUGCUCUAACAGGAUACUAUAUAUACUGCUCUAACAGGAAUACUUAAUAUAACUGCUCCUAAAGGAAUAUUAUAUAUACUGCUCUAACAGGAAUACUAUAUAUACUGCUCUAACAGGAAUCUAUAUAUACUGCUCUACAGGAAUAACUAUAUAUACUGCUCUAACAGGAAUACUAUAUAUACUGCUCUAACAGGAAUACUAUAUAUACUCUCUAACAGGAAUACUUAUAUUACACCUGCUCUAACAGGAAUACUAUAUAUACUUGGCUCCAAACAGGAAUACUAUAUAGUACUGCUGCUAACAGGUAAUACUAUACUAUACUGUCUAAACAGGAAUACUAUAUACACUGCUCUACAGAUACUAUAUAUCUGCUCUAACAGAUACUAUUAUAUACUGCUCUAACAGGAAUACUAUAAUAUACUGCUCUAACAGAUACUAUAUAAUACUGCUCCAACAGGAAUACUAUAUAUACUGCUCUAACAGAAUACUAUAUUACUGCUCGAACAGGAGACUAUUAUGACCUCUACAGGAAUACUAUAUAUGACAGCUAUAGUAUGUGCGUCCCUACCAGACCGGUACACCUCUCCAUCCCUCUCCUCCUCCAGCCCUCUCUCUCUCCUCCCUCCUUCUCUCUCCUCAUUCCUCUCUCCUCCAUCCCUCUCUCCUCCAUCCCUCUCCUCCUCCAUCACCCUCUCUCCUCCAUCCCCCACUCUCCUCCCAUUCCUCGUCUCUCCUCAUUCCUCUCUCUCCCCAUCCCUCUCUCUCUCCAUCCCUAUCUCCUCCUCCCUCUCUCUUCCUCCAUCCCCCUCUCUCCUCCAUCCUCCGACAAGCCACCCGCUCGAGCUCCAUCAACAUGGGCACGCAUCAGCGCUCGCGCCCAGCCACAGCUCCUCAGCUCCUCGCGAUCCACACAUCCGCCCGUCCUCGCACCCGCCUCUCCCAUCCGCCCCGCCAGCCCGCCCCCUCCAGUCCUCCAUCACCUCUACUCUCGCUCCAUCCGUUCAGCUCCCCACCACUCUCCUCCAUCCAUCCUUCCUCAUCCCUCUUCCAUCUAUCGCCUCCCCUCGUCUCUCCAUCCUCCACUCUCUCCUCCAUCCCCUCUCAUCCAUCCCUUCUCAUCUCUCCAUCGCUUUUACGCAUGCAUCUUCUUCAGGGAUCCAGUCUCGAUCGCUCCAUCCCUUUCUUCCCAUCCACUUUCUCCAUCUCUCUCGAUUUUCAUGUCAUAUCUUCUAUAAGAGUAGGCAGGAAUCUUGUCUUCGUGACGGAUCCUAGCAGAGACCUACGCUUUUGUCUUUUCAACCACAUUUAUACAUACAAACAGAUCUUUUGUUAGAUAUGAAAAGAAUAAGUCCAUUUUGUGUUUGCAACCAUUUAUCCCUGGAUCUCAUUGGAUGUUUUUGCCGUUUGGCUUUUGGGAACUUCGAUUGUGGAUUGUAUAACGUCUGAAUCAACUUCGCUUCAGGCUUGGGCAGUGACUAUGUUCAACUGGUAAGGAACUCACUACACUAUCCCACUCUCCUCCACUCCUCCCUCCAUCCUCCACUCAUCCCUCUCUCCCUCCACCCUCCACUCAUCCCUCUCUCCCUCCACCCUCCACUCAUCCCUCUCUCCUCCACUCCAUCUCUGUCUCCUCCACUCCAUCUCUCUCUCCUCCACUCCAUCUCGCUCUCCUCCACCUCUCUCUUCUUCACUCCUCCCUCCCUCUGUCCGUCCCUCCCUCCCUCCCUCCAUCUCUCUCUCCUCCUGACUCCCUACUGUAGCUUUGAUCUCCUGGCUCUGGAAGAGUGGAGGGGAGGAGGUGGAGGGGGGGUAGGGGAGUGGAGGGGAGGAGGUGGAGGGGGAGUGGAGGGGGGGAGGUGGAGGGGGAGUGGAGUGGGGGAGGUGGAGUGGAGUGGAGGAGGUGGAGGGGGAGUGGAGGGGAGGGGGGAGAGUGGAGAGAGGGGGGGGAAGGGGGGGGAGGGGGGUGGGGGGGGUGGAGGGGGGGGGGGGGGGGGGGGGGUGGGGGGGGGGGGGGGGGGGGGGGGGGGGGGGGGGGGUGGGGGGGGGGGUGGGGGGGUGGGGGGCGGGGGGGGUGGAGGGGGAAGGGGGGGGGGAGGAGGGGGGGAGGGGUGGGAGGAGUGGGGGGAGGAGGAGGCCCGGUGGAGAAGUGGGGCAGAGAGCCUGGCCUGGGAGGAGUCGGAGGACAGGAGGGGAAAAGGGGGGAGGGCUAAGGAGAAGAGGAGAGGAAAGGGGAAGGGGAAAGGGAGUGGGAAAGGAGGAAAGGGGGAGGGGGGGGACAGGGGGAGGAGGGGGGGAAGGGGAGGAAGGAAGGGAGGGGGAUGGGAAGGACAAAGGGGGAAGAAAAAAAAGUGAAAACCAAAAAAAGGAAGGGGGGAGUAGAAACAAAAGGGGAAAAAUAAAGGGGGAAAAAGGAAGGGGAAAAGGGGAAAAGGAAAAAAAGGUAGGGGGAAAAACACCAGAAGAAAGAGGAAAAAAAAGGGGGGAAAAAAAUGGGCUUUUUUUAGGGAAAUGUGGGGAGGAGGAAGGGGAAACAAAGGGGGGGGGAAGGAAAGAGAAGGGGGGGGGUGGUUAAAAGAAGUACGGUAAAACAAUACCCUUGUGUCACUGUGAGGACAUACGGCUACUUCCUUUCCAUAUAUUUUCUGGUCAAAGGGUUUUCACUUAUAGAAAAAGGGUUGCAUAUAUAGGAAUAAGGGUUGCACUAUAAAAGGAAUAAGGGUUGCACAUAUGGAAUAAAGGGUUUUAUAUAUAGGAAAAAGGGUUGCCUAUAUGGAAAAAAGGGGUUUUCAAAUAUGGAAAAAAGGGUUGCACUAUAUGGAAAAAAGGGGGCACUUAAAAGGAAUAAAAAAGGGUUUCCCCAAUAGGAAAAAGGGUUGCACUAUAUAGGGAAAAAAGGGUGUAUUGGAAAAAUGCCAUUUGGGACUUGAGACAGGAGAAAAGCUGCUGUUUUGAAGGGAUUUAAAACCAAAGGCAGACAAACUGUUUAGAAGGAUUAAAACAACCAGGAGAAGACACUGCUGUUUGAAAAGGAUUAAAAAAACAAGGCAGACAGACAAAUGCUGUUAGAAGUAUUAAAACACAACAGGCAGACAGACACUGCUGUUAGAAGGGGAUUAAAAAAACACCAGGGAACGACCCCUGCUGUUAGAAGGAUUAAAACACCCAGGGAGACAACAAUGCUGUUUGAAGGUAUUAAAACACAACAGGCAGACAGAAAACUCUGUUUGAAGGUAUUAAAACACAAAGGCAAAAGACACUGGUUAGAAUAUUAAAACACACACAGGCGCAGACAUGUGUUAGAAUAUUAAAAAACAACAGGCAGACUACCUGCUGUUAGAAAAGGGAUUAAAAAACACACAGGGAACAGACACUGCUGUUUUUAAGAUUAAAACAACAAGGCAGACAGACCCCUGCUGUUAGAAGGUAUUAAAAACACAGGCAGACAGACAUGCUUUUGAGGUAUUAAAACAACACGGAGACAGACAUGCUGUUUAGAAGGGUUUAAAACACCACAGGCAGACAGACACUGCUGUUAGAAGGUAUUAAAACACACACAGGCAGACAGACACUGCUGUUAGAAGGUAUUAAAACACACACAGGCAGACGACACUGUGUAGAAGGAUUAAAACACACACGGCAACCCGACCUGCGUUUGAAGGGUAUUAAAAACCCACGGGAGAAGGGCACUGCUGUUGAAAGGGAUUUAAAACACACACAGGCAGACAGACACUGCUGUUAAAGGUAUUUAAAACACACAAGGAGACAGACAUGUGUUAGAAGUAUUAAAAAAACCCCAAGGGAGACAGACACUGCGUUUGAAGGGAUUUUUAAAAAAACCCCAGGCAGACGACAUGCUUUAAAGGUAUUAAAAAACACACGGCAGAAAAAGACACUGGUUGAAGGGAUUUAAAAAACCCAAAGGCAACAGACACUGCUGUUAAAGGUAUUAAAACACACACAGGGGAGACAGACACUGCGUAGAAGGAUUUUAAAAAAAAAACACACAGGGAGACAGGGCAGCUGUUUGAAGGUAUUUAAAAAACACACAGGCAACAGACCCGCUGUUGAAGGUAUUAAAACACACACAGGCAGACAGACCCUGCUGUUAGAAGGGAUUUAAAAAACCAGGCAGACAGACACUGCUUUGAAAGGUUAAAAACCAGGAGACAGAACUGUGUUAGAAAGGUAUAAAAAAAAAAAAAAAAACCAAAAAAAAAAAGGCGACAGACACUGCUGUUGAAAUAUUUAAAAAAAAACGGCAACAACACGUGUUAGAAAGGGAUUAAAAAAACACAGGCAGACGAACUGCGUUAGAAGGUAUUAAAACAACCCGGCAACAGGACACUGGUUAGAAGGUAUUAAAAAAACCAGGCGACAGACACUGGUUAGAAAGGGUUUAAAAAACCAGGCAGACAACACUGCUGUUAGAAGGUAUUAAAACACAAGGGAGACAAAUGCUUUUGAAGGGAUUAAAAAAAACAACAGGCAGACGACACUGCUGUUAGAAGGUAUUUAAAACACCAAGGCAGGAAAGACACUGCGUUGAAGGUAUUUAAAACACACAGGCAGACAGACACUGCUGUUGAAGGGAAUUUUUAAAAAACACAGGCAGACGCACUGCUGUUGAAGGGAUUUAAAAAACAAAAGGCAGACAACACUGCGAAAGGUAUUAAACACACAAGGGAGACCGACACUGCUGUUAGAAGGGAUUAAAACACACAGGAGACAGACCCUUGUUGAAGGAUUAAAAACACAGGCGCGACAUGUGAGAAGGUAUAAAAACACACAGGCAAAAGAACCCCUUUUUGAAGGUAUUAAAACACACAGGCAGACAGACACUGCUGUUAGAAGGUAUUAAAAACACAAAACAGAAGCAUGCUGUUAGAAGGUAUUAAAAACACAAGGGAGACAGACACUGCGUUUGAAGGUAUAAAAAAAACAGGCAGACAACCUGCGUUAGAAGGUAUUUUAAAAAACCCCAGGCAACGAAAAUGCUGUUAAAGGUAUUAAAAAACACACAGGCAGACAGAAACUGCUGUUUGAAGGGAUUAAAAAAACACGGCAGACAGACCUGCUGUUAGAAGGAUUAAAACACACAGGAAAACAGACACUGCUGUUAGAAAAGGGAUUAAAAACACAGGCAGACAGAAAACUGCUGUUUUGAAAGGGUUUAAAAAACACCCCGGCGACAGACACUGCUGUUAGAAGGGAUUAAAAAACAGGCAGACGGGCAUGCUGUUGAAGGUUUAAAAAACACAAGGCAGACGACCUGCUGUUGAAGGUAUAAAAAAACACACGGCAGACAGACACUGCUGUUAGAAGGGAUUAAAACACACAGGAGACAGCAUGCUGUUGAAAGGGAUUAAAAACACACACAGGCAGACAGAACUGCUGUUAGAAGGUAUUAAAAAAAAACACAGGGAACAGACACUUGUUAAAGUAUUAAAACACACCGGCAAAAGACACUGCUGUUUAGAAGGUAUUAAAAACACACACAGGAGACAGACCUGCUGUUAGAAAAGGGAUUAAAAACCCCCAAGGCAGACAGAACUGUGUUGAAAGGGUUUUUAAAAAAACCCCAGGGGGGAAAAAGACACUGCUGUUAGAAGGUAUAAAACACACAGGCAGACAGACACUGCUGUUAGAAGGUAUUAAAACACACACAGGCAGACAGACACUGCUGUUAGAAGGUAUUAAAACACACACAGGCAGACAGACACUGCUGUUAGAAGGUAUUAAACACCAGGCACAGACACUUUUUUUAAAGGGAUUAAAAAAAAAGGGAGACGACACUGCGGUUUUUGAAGGGAUUUUAAAAAAAAGGCAACAGAACUGUGUUAGAAAAAGGGAUUAAAAAAACCCCAGGAGACGACAUGUGUAGAAAGGGAUUAAAAACACAGGCGACAGAAUGCUGUUUGAAGGAUUAAAACAACAGGCAAAAAGACACUGCUGUUAGAAAGGGAUUUUAAAAACACAGGGAGAAACAUGCUGUUAGAAGGUAUUUAAAAAAAAAGGAGACAGACCUGCUGUUAGAAGGUAUUAAAAACACACAAGGGGGAGGGCAACACGCUGUUAGAAGUAUUAAAAAACACAAGGGGACAGACAUGCUGUUUGAAGGUAUUUUAAAACCACAGGAGCAACACUGUGUUAGAAGGGAUUAAAAAAAACACAGGCAAAAGACACUGCUGUUAAAGGUAUUUUAAAAACAAGGCAGACAGACACUCUGUUUUUGAAGGUUUAAACACACAGGCAGACAACUUUCUGUUAGAAGGUUUUAAAACACACGGCAGACAGACCUGCUGUUAGAAGGUUUAAAAAAAACCCCACAGGCAGAAGACAUGCUGUAGAAGGUUUUUUAAAACCACACAGGCAGACGACACUGCUGUUAAAAGGGAUUAAAACACACACAGGCAACAGACCCCCUGCUGUUAGAAGGUAUUAAAAAAACACGGAGACAGGGGACUGCUUUUAGAAGGUUUAAAAAAACAGGCAGACAACACUGCGUUAAAGGUUUAAAAACACACAGGCGACAGACCUGCGGGUUUAAAAAAAAAAGAAGGUUAAAAAUUUUUAAAAACCCACCACAGGGGCAGACACGCUGUUAGAAAGGGAUUAAAACAACCAAAAGGCAACAGCACUUGUUAGAAGGUAUUAAAACACAAAGGCAGACAAACUGCUGUUGAAGGUAUUAAAACACACCAGGCAGACAGACACUGCUGUUUUGAAGGUAUUAAAAAACCACAGGCAGAAGGGCACUGCGUUAGAAGGUAUUAAAAACACACAGAGACAGACACUGCUGUUAGAAGGUAUUUAAAACACCCCAGGCAGACAGCAUGCUUUAGAAAGGGAUUUAAAAAACACAAGGGAGAAGACAUGUGUUUUUGAAAAGGGAUUAAAAAAAACAACAGGCAGACAGACACUGCUGUUAGAAGGUAUUAAAACACAACACAGGCAGACAGACACUGCUGGUAGAAGGUAUUAAAACACACACAGGCAGACAGACACUGCGUUAGAAGGUAAAAACACACACAGCAGACAAUGCUGUUGGGGUAAAAAAAAAAAAAAGGUAUUAAAACACACACGGGAGCAGACACGCUGUAGAAGGGUUUUAAAAAAAACAACGGCAGACAGACAAAUGCUGUUAGAAAGGGAUUAAAAACAACAAGGCGAAAACACUGCCCUUUAGAAGGGUUAAAACACACACAGGCAACAGACACUGCGUUAGAAGGUAUUUAAAACACACACAGGCAGAAGAAAUGCUGUUAGAAGGGAUUAAAAACACAAAGGGAGCAGACACUGCGUUAGAAGGUAUUAAAACACCAAAAGCAGACCGACACUGCUGUUGAAGGUAUUAAAAAAAAAAAACAAAACCCCCCCCAAAAAAAAAACAACAGGCAGGGAAAAAAACCUGUGUUAGAAGGUAUUAAAACACACACAGGCGACAAAACGCUGUUAGAAGGUAUUAAAACACACACAGGCAGACAGACACUGCUGUUAGAAGGUAUUAAAACACACACAGGCAGACAGACACUGCUGUUAGAAGGUAUUAAAACACACACAGGCAGACAGACACUGCUGUUAGAAGGUAUUAAAACACACACAGGCAGACAGACACUGCUGUUAGAAGGUAUUAAAACACACACAGGCAGACAGACACUGCUGUUAGAAGGUAUUAAAACACACACAGGGGAGGGACACUGGUUAGAAGGUAUUAAAACACACACAGGAACGACAAUGGGUUGAAGGGUAUUUAAAAAACACACAGGGAACAACACUGCUGUUAGAAGGUAUUAAAAACACCCCAGCAGACAGACCGCUGUUGAAAGGUAUUAAACACCACAGGCAAAAAACAUGGUUUUUGAAGGUAUUAAAAAAACCCACAGGCAGGGCAGACACUCUUUAAAGUAAAUUAAAAAAACCCCAAGGGAGACAGACACUGCGUUGAAAGGGUUUUAAAAAACACCAGGGAGACAGACACUUGUUAGAAGGUUUAAAAAACACACAGGCAGCGCAUGCGUUAGAAGGUAUUAAAACCCCCAAGGCAGACAGACAAUGCUGUUAAAGGUAUUUAAAAAAACACAGGCAGACAGGGCAAGGUUUUUCCCCCCCCCCCCCCCCGGCGGGGCCUCCUUUUUUUUGAAGGUUUUUUAAAAAAAAAAAAACACACAAGGAGACAGACACGCUGUUAGAAGGUAUUAAAAACACACAGGCAGACAGACACUCGUUAGGAAAAUAUUUUAAAAAAACAACCCGGCGACAGGCCCUUUGAAGGUAUUAAAAAAACCACAGGCAGACAGACACUGCUGUUAGAAGGUAUUAAAAACACCCCCAGCAACAGACACUGCGUUAGAAGGUAUUAAAACACAAAACAGGCAGACAGGGCAUGCUGUUUUGAAGGUUUAAAACACACCAAAGGGAGACGACACUGUGUUUGAAGGUAUUUAAAAAAACCCCAAAGGGAGACAGGGGCACUGCUGUUGAAGGUAUUUAAAAAACCCAAAGGCAACAACAUGCUGUUUGAAAGGUAUUAAAACACACACGGAGACGACACUGCUGUUAGAAGGUAUUAAAAAAAAAAACACACAGGCAGACAGACAUGCUGUUUUUGAAGGAUUAAAACCCCCACAGGCAGACAACAUGCGUUAGAAGGGAUUAAAACACACACACGACAGACCUGCUUUAGAAGGUAUUAAAACACACCCAGGGCAGACAGACACGCUGUUUUGAAAGGUAUUAAAACCCAACAGGGGAACAGACCUGCUGGGUUUGAAGGUAUUAAAAAAACACAGGGAGAAGACACUGCGUUAAAGGUAUUAAAAACACACACAGGCAGACAGACAUGCUGUUAGAAGGAUUAAAACCAACCCAGGCAGACAGACACUGCUUUUAGAAGGUUUUUAAAAAACCCACAGGCAACAGACAGUUGUUAGAAGGUAUUAAAAAACACAGGCAGACGACUGGUUUUAGAAGGUAUUAAAACACACCAGGCAGACAACAAUGCUGUUUGAAGGUAUUAAAAACACACAGGGCCCCGACACGCUGUUAGAAGGUAUUAAAAAACAAAACCCGGCAGACAGACAGCUGUUAGAAGGUAAAAAAAACACCCACAGGAAGCCGACAUGCGUUUAAAAGGGAUUAAACACACACAGGCAGACGACAUGCUGUUGAAGGUAUUAAAAACACACAGGCAGACGACACUGCUGUUUGAAGGUAUUAAAACACACACAGGCGACGACAUGCUGUUAGAAGGUUUAAAACACACACAGGCAAAGACACUGCGUUAGAAGGUAUUUUAAAAAACACCACAGGGCGACGAAUGUGUUUUGAGGUUUUUUAAAACACCACAGGCAGACAGACACUGCUGUUUGAAGGUAUUAAAACACACCCGGCAACAGACACUGCUGUUAGGGAAGGUAUUUAAAAAAAACACAAGGCAGAAGACAUGCUGUUAGAAAGGGAUUAAAACCCAAAAAACAAACUGCUGUUAGAGGGAUAAAACACACACGGCAGACAGACAUGCUGUUUGAAGGUAUUAAAACACACACCAGACAGACACUGCUGUUUGAGGUAUUAAAACACAACAGGCAGACAAAACUGGUUUAAAAUUUAAAACACACACAGGCAGACAACCUGUGUUAGAAGGUAUUAAAACACCCACAGGCAGACAGCCACUGCUGUUGAAGGAUUAAAAACCCCACACGGCAGACAGACACUGCUGUUAGAAAAGGUAUUUUAAAAAACCCAAAAACAGGCAACAGACACUGCUGUUUAGAAGGUAUAAAACACACACAGGCAGACGACACUGCGUUAGAAGGAUUUAAAACACACAGGGAGACAACACUGCUGUUAGAAGGGAUUAAAAAAAACACAGGGAGACGGGGCAAUGCUGUUGAAGGGGAUUUAAAAAAAACCAACGGAGAAGACCCCCCCCACGGCUUUUUGGGGGGUGGGGGGGGAUUCACCCAAGGGAGAAAAAAACACUGGCUUUUUAGAAAAGGUAUUAAAAAACACAGAACCAUGUUAAAGAAAAAAUGGGGAACCCCGUUAAGAGGGAAAAAAGGAAUAAUGUGGGGGGGGGGAGGGGGGGAAAAAUAUUUUGGGGAGGGGGGGGAAAAAAACUAUAUUUGGGGGGGGAAGGGCUAAUAAACCCGGGGGGGGGGGGGCCCCUUUUUUUGGGGGGGGGAAACCCCUUUUCUUUAGGGGGAAGGGAUAUAUGUUGGGGGGGGGGAGAGGGGAAAGGACUAUAUUUGGGGGGGGGGUUUGUUGGGGGGGAGGGGGGCUUUGUUGGGGGGGGGGGGCCCAUAUGUGGGGAGGGGGGAAGAGGGAAAUAUAUUUUUGGGGGGGAGGAAAGGAUAUUGUUGGGGAGGGAGGGGAAAAGGAUUAUGUUGGGGGAGGGAAAGGGGGGAAAAAAAAAAAUAUAUUUGGGGGAGGGGAGAAAGAUAUAUGUUUUGGGGGGGGAGGAAGAGGACUAUAUGUUGGGGAGGGAGGAAGAGGACUAUAUGUUGGGGAGGGAGGAAGAGGACUAUAUGUUGGGGAGGGAGGAAGAGGACUAUAUGUUGGGGAGGGAGGAAGAGCACUAUAUGUUGGGGAGGGGUGCCUUUGAUUUGACACCUUUGGAGUCUAAAGUAAUGCACUUUAUAGGGCAGGGGUAUUCAACUCAUACCCAGAGGUCCAGGUUUUCUGUUCUACCAGAUCAUUUAAUUGCAUCCACCUGGUGUCCCAAAUCAGUCCCAGAUUAGAGGGGAAGAAUUAUAAAAAAUCAGUGGAACUGGCUUCAAGGUCCAGAUUAGAAUUUGAGGGAUAUAAAGAAUGAGGUGCCAUUUGGGACAGCAUCCCCUGGGUUGACUGUAUAAAAUGUGCUAAAUGCUCUGCAGUUGUGCAUUUGGUUUGCUAAUUUAGUAGCUAGCUACUUCAAAAAUCAAUCUUCGCUUGGUAACAGCAGAGAAUCCCCUCCUGGAUCAAGAGCCUUGCUGUCAAAAAUGUGUUUUGUGCGUGCAGGAAACUGUGUAGCAUUUUGUAGUUACUUGUAUGUCGGGGAGCCGUGAGAGUUAUUUAAGAUACUCUUCAAAGACGUGGGGUUUCAGACGUUUUCGAAAGAUGGGCAGGGACUCCGCUGACCUGACUUUAGGGGGAAGCUUGUUCCACCACUGGGGUGCCAGGACAGGGAAGAGCUUGGACUAGGCUGGACAGAGAAGAGAUUGGACUGGGCAGGACAGAGAAGAGAUUGGACUGGGCAGGACAGAGAAGAGAUUGGACUGGGCAGGACAGAGAAGAGCUUGGACUGGGCUGAGUGGGAGCUGCUCUCCCAUUGGGGUGCCAGGACAGAGAAGAGGUUGGACUGGGCAGGACAGAGAAGAGAUUGGACUGGGCAGGACAGAGAAGAGGUUGGACUGGGCUGAGGGGGAGCUGCCCUCCCAUUGGGGUGCCAGGACAGAGAAGAGGUUGGACUGGGCUGAGCGGGAGCUGCCCUCCCAUUGGGGUGCCAGGACAGAGAAGAGCUUGGACUGGGCUGAGGGGGAGGGGUGGGAGGGUGUCACGCCCUGACUCAGAGGACGCUUAUAUGUUGAGUCAGGGUGUGUAUAGUCCUUGUUGUGAUUUUCUAUGUUGUAUUUUCUAUGUUUAGAUCUAGUAGGUAUAGAUCUAUGUUGGCCGGUGUGGUUCCCAAUCAGAGGCAGCUGUCGCUCGUUGUCUCUGAUUGGGGACCAUACUUAGGCAGCCUAUUGGCACUAGUGGGUUGUGGGAUCUUGUUCCGUGUGAGGUAUGUUGUUUGUGUCUACCUUGGACUUCACGUUUCGUUUAGUUUGUUGUUUUGUCGUUGUGUUUAUUCGGUUCAAAUAAACAUGUAUGCAAAUCACGCUGCGCCUUGGUCUGACCCGUCUAUGAACGAACGUGACAGAGGGCCAAGAGAUCAGAGGUGGCGUAACGGAGUGCUCGUAUUGGGAUGUUGGGUUUGAGCAUAGCCUGAAGGUAAGGAGGGGCAGUUCCCCUUGCUGCUCCAUAGGCAAGAACCGGGGCCUUGAAGAUGAUGCGAUCUUUGAUUGAAAGCCAGUGGAGUGUGCGGAGGAGUGGGGUGACUUAGGAAGGUUGAACAUCAGGCGGGCUGCAGCAUUCUGGACAAGUUGGAGGGGUUGUAUGGGACAAGUGGGGAGCCCAGCCAACAGAGAGUUGGAGUAGUCUAGACGGGAGAUGACAAGUGCCUGGAUUAGGACCUGCAUCGCUUCCUGUGUGAGGAAAGGUUGUACUCUACGGCUAUUGUAGAGCAUGAACCUGCAGGAGCGAAUCACUGCUUUGACGUUUGCAAAUAACGACAAGGUUCUUUACACUCUGGGAGGAGGACAAUCGUGAUGGCGAGAUAAUGGAGCGGGCAGUCCUUCCCCGGGAGGAAGAGCAGCUCCGUCUUGCCGAGGUUCAGCUUGAGGUGGUGAUCCGACAUCCACACUGAUAUGUCUGCCAGACAUGCAGAGAUGCGAUUCGCCACCUGGUUAUCAGAAGGGGGAAAGGAGAAAAUUAAUUGUGUGUCGUCUGCGUAGCAAUGAUAGGAGAGACCAUGUGAGGAUAUGACAGAGCCAAGUGACUUGGUGUAUAGAGAGAAUAGGAGAGGGCCUAUAACUGAGCCCUGGGGGACACAUGUGGUGAGAGCAUGUGGUGCGGAGACAGAUUCUCGCCAUGCCACCUGGUAGGAGCAACCUGUCAGGUAGGACGCAAUCCAAGAGUGAGCAGCGCCGGAGAUGCCCAACUCGGAGAGGGUGGAGAGGAGGAUCUGAUGGUUCACAGUAUCAAAGGCAGCGGAUAGGUCUAGAAAGAUAAGAGGAGAGAGAGCUUUAGCAGUGCGGAAAGCCGUGACACAGAGAAGAGCAGUCUCAGUUGAAUGACCAGUCUUGAAACCUGACUGGUUUGGAUCAAGAAGGUCAUUCUGAGAGAGAUAGCAGGAGAGUUGGCUAGAGACGGCACGCUCAAGAGUUUUGGAGAGAAAAGAAAGAAGGGAUACUGAUCUGUAGUUGUUGACAUCGGAGGGAUCGAGUAUAGGUUUUUUGAGGAGGGGUGCAACUCUCGCUCUCUUGAAGACGGAAGGGACAUGGCCAGCGGUCAAGGAUGAGUUGAUGAGCGAGGUGAGGUAUCCACAGAGAGGGAGGAGGGAGGGGGAGGAGGAGGAGGAUUCAGCAGGGAGGAGAAGGUGGCAAAGAGCUUCCUAGGGUUAGAGGCAGAGGCUUGAAAUUUAGAGUGGUAGAAAGUGGCUUUAGCAGCGGAAACAGAGGAAGAGAAUGUAGAGAGGAGGGAGUGAAAAUAUGACAGGUCCGCAGGGAGUCUAGUUUUCCUCCAUUUCCGCUCGGCUGCCCGGAGCCCUCUUCUGUGAGCUCGCAAUGAGUCGUCAAGCCACGGAGCAGGAGGGGAGGACCGAGCCGGCCGGGAGGGGACAUAGAGAGUCAAAAGAUGCAGAAAGGAAGGAGAGGAGGGUAGAGGAGGCAGAAUCAGGAGAUCGGAGGGAGAAGGAUUAAGCAGAGGGAAGAGAUGAUAGGAUGGAAGAGGAGAGAGUAGCGGGAGAGAGAGAGCGAAGGUUGCGACGGCACAUUACCAUCUGAGUAGGGGCAGAGUGAGUAGUGUUGGAGGAGAGCGAGAGAGAAAAGAAUACAAAGUAGUGGUCGGAGACUUGGAGGGGAGUUGUAGUGAGAUUAGUAGAAGAACAGCAUCUAGUAAAGAUGAGGUCAAGCGUAUGUGAGUAGGGGGAGACGGUGAGAGGGUGAGGUCAAAAGAGGAGAGGAGUGGAAAGAAGGAGGCAGAGAGAAAUGAGUCAAAGGCAGACCUAGGGAGGUUAAAGUCACCCAGAACUGUGAGGGGUGAGCCAUCCUCAGGAAAGGAACUUAUCAAGGCGUCAAGCUCAUUGAUGAACUCUCCAAGGGAACCUGGAGGGCGAUGUGUGGAUAAUCCUUUCUACCUCAGCUUUUUUUGAAAGAUAUCAUGAAGAACUGAAAAAGUGUUGCUACUGCUCUCAACAUUGCUGCCCUGAUGUUAACAGGCGCUAUCAACAAAGAAAAGUGGGAAAAAGUUGUGAUGGACUACUUUCUGGAGGACGGUCAUGCCAUGCUGACUCUCUCUGACUCUGAAAAUGAACCAGACAAUGAGGAAAUCCCAGAUUUAGGUUUAAAAAAAAUCUUUGAACCAGACAUUGUAGAGUCUUCUGAUGACAGUGGUGGGGAAGAAAUGGUGAUUAACAGUGUCGUUGUCACGUAAGAAGUUGACAGACUUUUGAAAUUAGUGGAAUGCCCGGUGGAAGCAGAGAGAUGAUUGCCAAACGCGGAGAGAGUUGAAAAGAGAACACACAGAAGGCUGUUGUAUAAAACACCUGUCUCUGUAUUACAUCUUCAAACUAAGGGCAACCAUGGCAUCUGUGACAGAGAGGGAGAAGUGUUCUUCCAUGUAUAUGGGUAAGAGUCUAGCUACAUUUUCAGAUAUGAUACGUUUCUAAUUUUGUCAGAAAGUUGUAUUCAUAGCAAGUUAAAGCGUACUGUUAGCUAGCUAGCUAAUGUUAGCUGGCUGACUCACUAGCUAAUGUUACGUGAAUGAUCUGUGUAGUAAUAUUAUGAAUAUCUCAGAAAGCCAUUUGUAUUGCUAGUUAUAGCAUAGCUUUAGCUAGCUAGCUAACAUUGAACCUAGUUGGUUAGCUUUAGCUACCUGCAGAUUCAUGCAUGGCAGUAUUGCCACAUUCAAAACAACUGGGAACUCGGAAAGAUACGAGGUCAAAUCAUGACGUCAGUGAUCUUCAGGUCGGAAAGUCAGAGCUCUAGAAACAAGCCAGAGUUCCCGAGUUGGAAUUCAGAGUUGUGUGACCGUUCAGAUAGAUUUCUCCCGGUCGGAGCUCGUUUUUAUCCUGAAUUCACAGUUGUUUUGAACGAGGCAUUAGAGUUGUUAUUUUGGUUCAUUGUUUAGCUAGCUAGCUAGCUACGUGUCUAAAUGAAAGACUCCACUGUGCAAGUCACCAUUUCACUCUACCGUUUACACCUCCUGUAUCCUGUGCAUGUGACAGAGACAGUAAUGUGAAGAACAACAUGACCUGCACCAAAGUCAGGUUAGGAUAUACAGUAGGCCAACGACUAGAUAAAGUGUUUGUACUACUUCCUGCUACUGCUUUCACCACUUUUAGCCUUCAAAUCUUUGGUUGUUUACUAAACUGUGAAACCUUAAAGACGUGGGUGGAGCUAAGGUUGAAGAGGGUGUGAACGAUGCUGAAUGGGUGUAGACAAAGAAGAGCUCUUCAGUAGGUGUACCAAAACAUUCAAGGGCCAUUUUCUCAAAAGUGGGGUUACAAGUUUAUCAACUUUCAAAGCAGAAUUACUUUCCCAUUGUUCCUCAACUGCAGUGUAUGACAUACCAUUUUCUAGCUCUGAGUCUUUACUUUUAUCCAAUGUAAAAAACACUAUUUGAAAUGUUGCAACAUAAGACCGAAUCGAGGUGGUCGGUCACAAAUAGGCCUGAAACUAAUCUAAGUCCAUAACGACAGUCAGAAGUACUGAGCAAUCAGACAGUUCAAACAGCAACGAUUAACUAGGCUACUACUUAAAUUAAACUGCCCUAGCAAGACAACAACUACUAUUGAAUCAACUGCCCUAGCAAGACAACAACUACUAUUGAAUCAACUGCCCUAGCUAGACAAUACCAACAACUACUAUUGAAUCACCUUCCCUACUAGACAAUACCUACAGCUACUUAUUGAAUUAAAAAAUAUACUUGCUGCUCUUGUAAGCAUUGACCCCCUUCCAAACUAUAAAUUACCUCUGCUGUUGUAUUGGGACAUGUCUGCCUGCCUGCCUGCCUGCCUGCCUGCCUGCCUGCCUGUCUGUCUGUCUGUCUGUCUGCCUGCCUGUCUGUCUGUCUGUCCUCCAUUAAAUGGUGUGUGUUUGUUCCUCCAUUAAAUGGUGUGUGUUUGUUCCUCAACAAUACCUGUCUGGGGUGCAUAGGCACAUAGCAUGAACAGAUGUCCACAUUAAGUAUCUUUAUGACUGUUUCAUGGCUGUGUCCCAAAUGCCAUCCAAUAGGGCACUACUUUAGACCAGAGAAUGGCACCCUAUUCCCUAUAUAGUGCACUACUUUAGACCAGAGAAUGGCACCCUAUUCCCUAUAUAGUGCACUACUUUAGACCAGAGAAUGGCACCCUAUUCCCUAUAUAGUGCACUACUUUAGACCAGAGAAUGGCACCCUAUUCCCUAUAUAGUGCACUACUUUAGACCAGAGAACGGCACCCUAUUCCCUAUAUAGUGCACUACUUUAGACCAGAGAACGGCACCCUAUUCCCUAUAUAGUGCACUACUUUAGACCAGAGAAUGGCACCCUAUUCUCUAUAUAGUGCACUACUUUAGACCAGAGAAUGGCACCCUAUUCCCUAUAUAGUGCAAUACUUUAGACCAGAGGAUGACACCCUAUUCCCUAUAUAGUGCACUACUUUAGACCAGAGAUUGGCACCCUAUUCCCUAUAUAGUGCACUACUUUAGACCAGAGAAUGACACCCUAUUCCCUAUAUAGUGCACUACUUUAGACCAGAGAAUGGCCCCCUAUUCCCUAUAUAGUGCACUACUUUAGACCAGAGGAUGACACCCUAUUCCCUAUAUAGUGCACUACUUUAGACCAGAGAAUGGCACCCUAUUCCCUAUAUAGUGCACUACUUUAGACCAGAGGAUGACACCCUAUUCCCUAUAUAGUGCACUACUUUAGACCAGAGAAUGGCACCCUAUUCCCUAUAUAGUGCACUACUUUAGACCAGAGGAUGACACCCUAUUCCCUAUAUAGUGCACUACUGUCACGAUCGUCUACCAAAGAGGAGGACCAAGGCGCAGCGUUGCAGGCAAACAUACUCUUUAAUAGAGACACGAUCAAAACAACCAAACGAAACGUGACAGCUCACGGUCUAAACUGAACAGACUUGAAACAAGAUCCCACAAACACAAAUGGGAAACAGACAGUUUAAAUAUGGCUCCCAAUCAGAGACAACCAACGACAGCUGACACUCGUUGCCUCUGAUUGGGAGCCACUCAGGCCAACAUAGAAAUACACAUACUAGAUAAACAAAUGAAAUGCACACCCUGGCUCAACAUACAAGUGUCCCCAGAGCCAGGGCGUGACAGUACCCCCCCCUAAAGGCGCGGACUCCGACCGCGCCCACCAAACACCACAGGGGAGGGACCGGGUGGGCACUCCGCUUAGGCGGCGGAUCCGGCUCCGGGCCUGAUCCCCGCUCCCUCUCCAACCCCCCAAAGUACCCCUGGUCCGGUCUGGCCCCGCUGGCCGGAGCUGGACUGCACACUGGUGGAGCGGAUUGCUCUAGCUCCGGCGUGAAGCAUCUGACCGGUGCCGGACCAGCCACCGGUGGAACAGGCACGGGCCGUGCCGGACUGACGACGCACACCACUGGCUUGGUGUGGGGAGCAGGAGCGGGCCGCGCCGGGCUGACGAAACGCACCACUGACUUGGUGCGGGGAGCAGGAGCGGGCCGGACCGGGCUGACGAAGCGCACCACUGACUUGGUGCGGGGAGCAGGAACGGGCCGUGCCGGGCUGACGAAGCGCACCACUGACUUGGUGCGGGGAGCAGGAACGGGCCGAGCUGGGCUGACGAAAACGCACCACUGACUUGGUGCGGGGAGCAGGAAUGGGCCGGACCGGGCUGACGACGCGCACCACUGACUUGGUGCGGGGAGCAGGAACGGGCCGCGCCGGGCUGACGAAACGCACCACUGACUUGGUGCGGGGAGCAGGAACGAGCCGCGCCGGGCUGACGAAACGCACCACUGACUUGGUGCGGGGAGCAGGAGCAGGCCGGACCGGGCUGACGAAGCGCACCACUGACUUGGUGCGGGGAGCAGGAACGGGCCGUGCCGGGCUGACGAAGCGCACCACUGACUUGGUGCGAGUGGCAGGAACAGGCCGGACCGUACUGGGAACACACACCACUGGCCCUACGUGGGGAUCAGGAACAGGCCGGACCGGACUGGCAACACACGCCAGUACCUCUCGCCGUGCCUCUACAUCCUCCUUCCCCCUGGUGACCAGUGACUCCCGUAACCUGGCGGCCUCCUGCUGCCCCGUCGUCCACGGCGUUAGCCCCCCCCUAAAAAAUGUAUGGGCUUGUCUCUCCCCCGUGCUCAUGGCCUCCAUCCCUCUUGCCAGACUCUCACUCAUCUCCUCCCAGGUCCAUCCUCUCUCCUCGUCACGCUGCUUGAUCCAGUCGAGGUGGGAUCUUCUGUCUCGAUCGUCUACCAAAGAGGAGGACCAAGGCGCAGCGUUGCAGGCAAACAUACUCUUUAAUAGAGACACGAUCAAAACAACCAAACGAAACGUGACAGCUCACGGUCUAAACUGAACAGACUUGAAACAAGAUCCCACAAACACAAAUGGGAAACAGACAGUUUAAAUAUGGCUCCCAAUCAGAGACAACCAACGACAGCUGACACUCGUUGCCUCUGAUUGGGAGCCACUCAGGCCAACAUAGAAAUACACAUACUAGAUAAACAAAUGAAAUGCACACCCUGGCUCAACAUACAAGUGUCCCCAGAGCCAGGGCGUGACAACUACUUUAGACCAGAGAUUGGCACCCUAUUCCCUAUAUAGUGCACUACUUUAGACCAGAGAAUGACACCCUAUUCCCUAUAUAGUGCACUACUUUAGACCAGAGAAUGGCACCCUAUUCCCUAUAUAGUGCACUACUUUAGACCAGAGGAUGACACCCUAUUCCCUAUAUAGUGCACUACUUUAGACCAGAGAUUGGCACCCUAUUCCCUAUAUAGUGCACUACUUUAGACCAGAGAAUGACACCCUAUUCCCUAUAUAGUGCACUGCUUUAGACCAGAGGAUGACACCCUAUUCCCUAUAUAGUGCACUACUUUAGACCAGAGAAUGGCACCCUAUUCCCUAUAUAGUGCACUACUUUAGACCAGAGAAUGACACCCUAUUCCCUAUAUAGUGCACUACUUUAGACCAGAGGAUGACACCCUAUUCCCUAUAUCGUGCACUACUUUUCAUGAGGGCUCAUAGGGCUAAUUUAUUAACUGGUAUUUAUUAAGAAGAAUACAAAUAACCUCAACGCCACAACCUCAACACCACAACCUCAACACCACAACCUCAACACCACAAUUUCAACAAAUAAACCACUACAACAGUGGCGGUCAGUGCCGUUUAAGACGGGGAGGGCAAUUUUCUUUUUAAGAGCAUGGCCUUAUUUCUAUUACAGCAUGUUGGAUGACUGUCAUUCAUAUUCCAUUCACCCAGUUCAAUGUAACAUCGAUAGGUUUAGGCCACUACAUGAUACUCUAAUGUUCCCUGUACCCAUCAUGAGGUUGCUACAACCUACCCUAUGAAUGAAAACGUACAACGUAGGCGCACACAGCUUGACACAUGGACAGACAGUGACAUUCAAUACCGCCUUGCACACUCUUGCCUGCAUCUAGCUGAUAGUGGGGUGUAAUCAUUAGUCCAACAGUUGUAAACAAGAGUUUCUAUUGGACAAAUGCAGGUACUGUAUGUUUAUCCCCGUUUCAUUCCGUUUGCUUCCGUUUAAGACAUUUUUUUCAACAGAAUCGGCUAAAUGAAUACACCCCUGAUCACACUCAAACAGUUCACUUUCAUAGCCACGUACAAACAGCUCAUUCUAUUGCUCCUAGCCUCUAUGUGCUCUCCUCCGCUCACCUUUUCCCUUCGCUUGUGGACUUCAACACAUCAGCUGUCUGUGACCAGGCGAAAAAACCUUUCCAAGCCAAAGCUUCAUAUCAUAACCGGAGCUAGCUCACCAUAUUAGCUACAGUAACGUCAUAGUCAACAUAGCUAAUAGAACUAACGCGUUAGUAAACCCGCUACAAUCAUGCAGUAACUUUACAGUGGACAGUCAGCAGUUUAGUGGUUAAACCGGCGGGCCCCGGUGGCAAUAAAUUAGUAAAACCAAAAGCUUACCUUGACUUGGAAGAGGUCCAAUGUUGUGUUGGAUAGUCAUAGCCAGCUAGCUAACAUAGCAUCCCUCUGUUUGAGCCGGGUGUUUCAGUAGGCUAAACUAGCUAGCUGUAUUUGCUAGCUAAGUAAGGGAAACUGAAAGUGAAAAGAAAUUAAGAUCUCUCUCUAUUUCUCUCUUGCUUCUCCUUCAUUUUGGAAGAAAUGUAUUUGUGUAAAACUGUUCAACUAUUGUCUUUCUCGCUCUUUGAGUCAACUACUCACCAUAUUUUAUACACUGCAGUGCUAGCUAGCUGUAGCUUGUGCUUUCAGUACUAGAGUAAUUUUCUGAUCUUUUGAUUGGGUGGACAACAUGCUGCAAGAGCUCUGAUAGGUUGGAGGACGUCCUCCGGAAGUUGUCAUAAUUACUGUGUAAGUCUAUGGAAGGGGGUGAGAACCAUGAGCCUCCUUGGUUUUGUAUUGAAGUCAAUGUACCCAGAGGAGGACGGAAGCUAGCUGUCCUCCGGCUACACCAUGGUGCUACCCUACAGAGUGCUGUUGUGGCUACUGUAGACCUUCUUUGCAAAAUAGUGUGUUUUAAUCAAUUAUUUGGUGACGUGAUUAUAUUAAGUGUAGCUUUAUCUAAAAAUGACAACUUUUUAAAUGUUUUACAAUUUCUAUUGUUAUGAAAUUCACUGAGGAGGAUGGUCCUCCCCUUCCUCCCCUGAGGAGCCUCCACUGCACUACAAUCAAUUGAAACAACAAAUUCAUUCAACACCAGAGUCCUAAUCUGCCGUAGCAGCAUCAGGGAAUCAAGAUACAAGGAAUUUUGUAGGUUAUUCCAACAAUAGGGGGCACUAAAACUGAAGGAGAAUUUACCUAAAUUUGACGAGACCAUAGGGACCUCAAGUUUGUCAACAAGAAAUUUGUGAAGUGGUUGAAAAAUGAGUUUUAAUGACUCUAAUCUAAGUGUAUGUAAACUUCCGACUUCAACUGUACACUUAGGUUGGCGUCAUUAAAAGUCAUUUUUCAACCACUCCACAAAUGUCUUGUUAACAAACUAUAGUUUUGGCAAGUCGGUUAGGACAUCUUCUUUGUGCAUGACACAAGUAAUUUUUCCAACAAUUUUUUACAGACAGAUUAUUUCACUUAUAAUUCACUGUAUCACAAUUCCAGUGGGUCAGACGUUUACAUACACUAAGUUGACUGUGCCUUUAAACAGCUUGGAAAAUUCCAGAAGCUUCUGAUAGGCUAAUUGAUAUCAUUUGAGUCAAUUGGAGGUGUACCUGUGGAUGUAUUUCAAGGCCUACCUUCAAACUCAGUGCCUCUUUGCUUGACAUUAUGGUAAAAUCAAAAGAAAUCAACCAAGACCUCAGAAGAAAAAUUGUAGACCUCCACAAGUCUGGUUCAUCCUUGGGAGCAAUUUCCAAACGCCUGAAGGUACCACAUUCAUCUGUACAAACAAUAGUACGCAAGUAUAAACACCAUGGGACCAUGCAGCCGUCAUACCGCUCAGGAAGGAAACGUGUUCUGUCUCCUAGAGAUGAACGUACUUUGGUGCGAAAAGUGCAAAUCAAUCCCAGAACAACGGCAAAGGACCUUGUGAAGAUGCUGGAGGAAACAGGUACAAAAGUAUCUAUAUCCACAGUAAAACGAGUCCUAUAUCGACAUAACCUGAAAGGCCACUCAGCAAGGAAGAAGCCACUGCUCCAAAACCGCCAUAAAAAAGCCAGACUAUGGUUUGCAACUGCACAUGGGGACAAAGAUCAUACUUUUUGGAGAAAUGUCCUCUGGUCUGAUGAAACAAAAAUAUAACUUUUUGGCCAUAAUGACCAUCGUUAUGUUUGGAGGAAAAAGGGGAACGCUUGCAAGCCGAAGAACACCAUCCCAACCGUGAAGCACGGGGGUUCAGCAGUCUUAUGGCUUGGGGGUAGGGGGACCAGCUCUUCCUAGAUUGUGUCGAGGCACAGAUCUGGGGAAGGGCACCAAAACAUUUCUGCAGCAUUGAAGGUCCCCAAGAACACAGUGGCCUCCAUCAUUCUUAAAUUGAAGAAGUUUGGAUCCACCAAGACUCUUCCUAGAGCUGGCCACCCGGCCAAACUGAGCAAUCAGGGGAGAAGGGCCUUUGUCAGGGAGGUGACCAAGAACCCGAUGGUCACUCUGACAGAGCUCCAGAGUUCAUCUGAGUUCCUCUGUUCCUCUUCCAGAAGGACAACCAUCUCUGCAGCACUCCACCAAUCAGGCCUUUAUGGUAGAGUGGCCAGACGGAAGCCAGUCCUCAGUAAAAGGCACAUGACAGCCCGCUUAGAGUUUGCCAAAAGACACCUAAAGGACUCUCAGACCAUGAGAAAUAAGAUUCUCUGGUCUGAUGAAACCAAGAUUGAACUCUUUGGCCUAAAUGCCAAGGUGAAGCAUGGUGGUGGCAGCAUCAUGCUGUGGGGAUGUCUUUCAGCGGCAGGGAAUGGGAGACUAGUCAGGGUCGAGGGAACGAUGAACGGAGCAAAGUACAGAGAAAUCCUUGAUGAAAACCUGCUCCAGAGCGCUCAGGACCUCAGACUGGGGUGAAGGUUCACCAUCCAACAGGACAACGACCCUAAGCACAUAGCCAAGACAAUGCAGGAGAGGCUUCGGGACAAGUCUCUGAAUGUCCUUGAGUGGCCCAGCCAGAGCCCGGACUUGAACCCAAUCUAACAUCUCUGGAGAGACCUGAAAAUAGCUGUGCAGCGACGCUCCCCAUCCAACCUGACAGAGCUUGAGAGGAUCUGCAGAGAAGAAUGGGAGAAACUCCCCAAAUACAAGCUUGUAGCAUCAUACCCAAGAAGACUCAAGGCUGUAAUCACUGCCAAAGGCUUAUUAAGGAAGUAUAGAACUCUUACAUGUAUAAUACUACAGAAAACCUUCCCCAGGUUACUGUUCACACAAAUGUCUCUGUAAUUGUUAGGGUCAAAUUUGUCUCCGUUCAUAAAAAUUGGGGUUAUGAGUCCUUGAUUCCAGAUGUCAGAGAAAUAACCUACACUCGGUAUCAAAUUAAACAGUUGUAAUUUAAUUCCAAUUGAAAUUUUGCACUAGUGAAUUUGAGCAUCUCAUUUAGGAUGCCAUCAGGUCAGCAUGCUUUAAAAAAUAUGAGUGCCUGAAGUUUCUUAUAAAGCUCUGGUCAGUAAUUUGGGAAUCCAAUGGAUUUUGAUUGUCCUUUAUAGCUUUUUCUAAUCCAUUCAACUUCUCAUGAAGUUGACAUUGUUCUGCGUUUGUGUCAAGUAGAACGGUGUUGUAGUGUUUUAAAAUGGUUUGUCCAUAUGUCACAUUUUGUAUCGCUAAUUACUCUUGUUUUGAUUUUCUUUGAGGUUUUUCCAAUUUUGCCAGAAGUUGUUCCUCAAUCAGUGCCAGCUGCUUGCUGUUGUACUGUGCUUUGUUUUGGUUCUGAGUUUACGUUUAUAGAGUUUUACAGUCUCACAGUAAUGAAGGCGUAAUUCACCAUUAUUUGGGUCUCUGUGCUUUUGGUUUGAUAGUGUUCUAAGUAUUUUCAUUAUAAUUUUACAAUCUGCAUCAAACCAGUUGUCAUCUGGGGUCUUUUUAUUUUUUAAAUCCAUUUCUGUUGUGCUUCUUUUGCCGUUUGCCUGAAUAUAUAGUUGAUAUUUUUUACUGCUCGAUUGAUACCUUCUUUACUGUGAGUGGAUGUGGUAUACAGAAAGUUAUCUAAGAGUGUUUGGAUAUUUUGGUUACUGGUUGCUUUCUGGGUAUUCUUCUGUGCUGUUCCAUCUGUAUGAGUCUCUGAUGUUGUGCAGCUCACUGGGCUGUGAAUGUGUGGUUGUUUCCAUGUCUGCUCUUUUGAGGAACAACGUCAUUUGGCUGUGAUCAGACAGAGGUGUUAGUGGCUUAACGGUGAAUGAGCUGAGAGAGAAAGGGUCAACGUCUGUAAUCAUAUCGUCUAUUGUGCUGUGGCUAAGAGGUGAGCUGAAUCUACCCAGAGUCCCCCCCGUAACCUACCAUUGACAAAGUACAGACCCAGGCUUCGACAGAGCUGCAACAGAUCCCUUCCGCUUUUUGUUGAUGGUGCUGUCACUGUUGUUUCUUUGGGGGAGAUUAAGACAGUUAGAAACAGUAUGGCCUGUAAUAAAGCUGUCCCCUCGUGGUCGUUAGAUCAGGUAGUGUUCCUGUGAGCACAUUUCCCUGGGCCUGGAAAUGGCACGUCUUUUCCUCAAAUAUAUUGCGCAAAGGAACACAUUUUUCCAUCAGUACAAGUUCUUUUUUCAGUUUUAACCAAAUGUGAUAUUUACCAAUUUUGAGGGGAUCAAUUCGAUUUUGUAGUUAGGAAAUGAUCAAUCCUCUAGAGUUUCUGCCUCUUGACAGAGCUGUGUUUCUGUGACGGCACAAUUACGUGUCUGGGACAGUGACAGUAUGAUUACCUCUCUGUGGUGAGGCUCUCUCCUCAUGGUGACCUUUACCUCCUCAAGCUCUGUGGUGAGGCCCUCUCCUCAUGGUGACCUUUACCUCCUCAAGCUCUGUGGUGAGGCCCUCUCCUCAUGGUGACCUUUACCUCCUCAAGCUCUGUGGUGAGAAUCUCUCCUCAUGGUGACCUUUACCUCCUCAAGAGCUGUGGUAAGGCCCUCUCCUAAUGGUGACCUUUACCUCCUCAAGCUCUGUGGUGAGGCUCUCUCUCAGCUCCUGGACAGAGUUGUUCAGCUUUUCUGGAUUUUGAUAAUUAGCGAGUAUCGGCCUAAUUCUGCUCUACGUGCAUUAUUUGGUGUUUUACGCUGUACAUGGGUGCAGUCUCAAUUUGGUGUUUGUCCCAUUUUGGAAAUUCUUGGUUGGUGAGAGGACCCCAGACCUCACAGCCAUAAAAGUCAAUUGGUUCUAUAACUGAUUCAAGUAUUUUUAGCCAGAUCCUAAUUGGUAUGUCGAAUUUUAUGUUCCUUUUGAUGGCAUAGAAGGCCCUUCUUGCCUUGUCUCUCAGAUCGUUCACAGCUUUGUGGAAGUUACCUGUGGCACUGAUGUUUAGUCCGAGGUAUGUAUCAUUUUUUGUGUGCUCUAGGGCAACGGUGUCUAGAUAGAAUUUGUAUUUGUGGUCCAGAGUGCAAAGAACCUUGGCGUGACCCUGGACAACACCCUGUCGUUCUCCGCUAACAUCAAAGCGGUGACCCGAUCCUGCAGGUUCAUGCUCUACAACAUUCGCAGAGUACGACCCUGCCUUACACAGGAAGCGGCACAGGUCCUAAUCCAGGCACUUGUCAUCUCCCGUCUGGAUUACUGCAACUCGCUGUUGGCCGGGCUCCCUGCCUGUGCCAUUAAAACCCUUCAACUUAUCCAGAAUGCCGCAGCCCGUCUGGUGUUCAACCUUCCCAAGUUCUCUCAUGUCACCCCGCUCCUCCGCACACUCCACUGGCUUCCAGUUGAAGCUCGCAUCUACUACAAAACCAUGGUGCAUGCCUACGGAGCUGUGAGGGGAACGGCACCUCCUUACCUUCAGGCUCUGAUCAGACCCUACACCCAAACGAGGGCACUACGUUCAUCCACCUCUGGCCUGCUGGUCCCCCUACCUCUACGGAAGCACAGUUCCCGCUCAGCCCAGUCAAAGCUAUUCGCUGCUCUGGCACCCCAAUGGUGGAACAAGCUCCCUCACGACGCCAGGACAGCGGAGUCACUGACCAACAGUAAUCCUUCAACCCCCCCCCCCCCUAAAAAAAAGGGGGUGGUUGUCCCACUGGCUAUCCUAAGUUGAAUGCACCAAUUUGUAAGUCGCUCUGGAUAAGAGCGUCUGCUAAAUGACGUAAAUGUAAAUGUAAAUGGUCCUGGCAACUGGACCUUUUUUGGAACACCAUUAUUUUUGUCUUACUGAGAUUUACUGUCAGGGCCCAGGUCUGACAGAAUCUGUGCAGAAGACCUAGGUGCUGCUGUAGGCCCUCCUUGGCUGGUGACAGAAGCACCAGAUUAUCAGCAAACAGUAGACAUUUGACUUCAGAUUCUAGUAGGGUGAGGCCGGGUGCUGCAGACUGUUCUAGUGCCCAUGCCAAUUUGUUGAUAUAUAUGUUGAAUAGGGUGGGGCUUAAGCUGUAUCCCUGUCUCACCCCACGGCCCUGUGGAAAGAAAUGUGUGUGUUUUUUGCCAAUUUUAACCGCACACUUGUUGUUUAUGUACAUGGAUUUUAUAAUGUCGGAUGUUUUUCCCCCAACACCACUUUCCAUCAAUUUGUAUAGCAGACCCUCAUGCCAAAUUGAGUCAAAAUAUUUUUUUGAAAUCAGCAAAGCAUGAGAAGACUUUGCCUUUGUUUUGGUUUGUUUGUUUGUCAAUUAGGGUGUGCAGGGUGAAUACGUGGUCUGUCGUACGGUAAUUUGGUAGAAAGCCAAUUUGACAUUUGCUAAGUACAUUGUUUUCACUGAGGAAAUGUACGAGUCUGCUGUUAAAGAUCAUUCAGAGGAUUUUCCCAAGGUUGAUGUUGACGCAUAUUUUUAUGUAUAUAUAUAUAUAUUUUUACAUUUAGCAGACGCUCUUAUCCAGAGCCACUUACAGGAGCAAUUAGGGUUAAGUGCCUUGCUCAAGGGCACAUCGACAGAUUUUUCACCUAGUCGGCUCGGGGAUUAGAACCAGCAACCUUUCGGUUACUGGCACAACGCUCUUAACCACUAAGCUACCUGCCGCAUAUCCCACGGUAGUUAUUGGGGUCAAAUUUGUCUCCACUUUUGUGGAUUGGGGUGAUCAGUCCUUGGUUCCAAAUACUGGGGAAGAUGCCAGAGCUAAGGAUGAUGUUAAAGAGUUUAAGUAUAGCCAAUUGGAAUUUGUGGUCUGUAUAUUUUAUCAUUUCAUUGAGGAUACCAUCAACACCACAGGCCUUUUUGGGUUGGAGGGUUUGUAUUUUGUCUUGUAGUUCAUUCAAUGUAAUUGGAGAAUCCAGUGGGUUCUGGUAGUCUUUAAUAGUUGAUUCUAAGAUUUGUAUUUGAUCAUGUAUAUGUUUUUUCUGUUGUUUGUUAUAGGGCCAAAAAGAGAAGUGGUUUACCCACACAUCUCCAUUUUGGAUAUAUAACUCUUUGUGUUGUUGUUUGUUUAGUGUUUUCUAAUUUUCCCAGAAGUGGUUAGAGUCUAUGGAUUCUUCAAUUACAUUGAGCUGAUUCUGACAUGCUGUUCCUUAUUUUUCCGUAGUGUAUUUCUGUAUUGUUUUAGUGAUUCACCAUAGUGAAGGCAUAGGCUCAGGUUUUCUGGGUCUCUGUGUUUUUGGUUGGAUAGGUUUCUCAAAUUCUUUCUUAGGUUUUUGCAUUCUUCAUCAAACCAUUUGUCAUUGUUGUUAAUUUUCUUUGGUUUUCUGUUAGACAUUUUUAGAUUUCAUAGGGAAGCUGAGAGGUCAAAUAUACUGUUUAGGUUUUCUACUGACAAGUUUACACCUUCACUAUUACAGUGAAACGUUUUGUCCAGGAAGUUGUCUAAAAGGGAUUGAAUUUGUUGUUGCCUAAUUGUUUUUUGGUAGGUUUAUACACUACUUUCCUUCCAUCUAUAGCAUAUCUUAAUAUUAUUCAGUUUGAUGCCUCAUGAUCGAGUAUUGCUCUGUUCAAGUAGACCGUGAUUUCUAUUUCUCUCUCCUCUCCUCUCCUCUCCUCUCCUCUCCUCUCCUCUCCUCUCCUCUCCUCUCCUCUCCUCUCCUCUCCUCCCUCUCUCCUCUCCUCUCCUCUCAGUGAUGGAGCAGCAGCAGGGGGCGGGUUCUCCAGGGGGUGUGGUCUCAGGGGUGCGAACCCCUCCAAUCAGGAUGAACAGUAAACUGGCCAGUCUGGGACGGAUCUUUAAACCCUGGAAGUGGAGGAAAAAGAAGCAGCAGAACUCCUCAGGUGAGAGACAAAGAGGGACACUUGACCUUUAUCUAAAGCGACUGAGUGUGUGUGACAACAUCAGGGUGAACCUGCUGACUGAGUGUAGGUGACCCCAGCAGGGCGACCCCAGCAGGACGACCCCAGCAGGGCGACCCCAGCGGGCGACCCCAGCAGGGCGACCCCAGCAGGGCGACCCCAGCAGGGCGACCCCAGCAGGGCGACCCCAGCAGGGCGACCCCAGCAGGGCGACCCCAGCAGGACGACCCCAGCAGAACAUUGUUCUCUGUGUUUCAGCUGUAGAGCGGAAGGCAGCGGCACCACAGACCCAACUGGUUAGGACUGAGCCAGGUACACACACACACACACACACACACACAGACACACUACACACACACACACAUACACACACACACACACACACACACACACACAUACACACACACACACACACACACAGACACACACACCCCACAUACACACACACAAACACACACACACAGACACACACACACACAGACACACACAUAACACAGACACACACACACACAACCACACACACAACACACACACACAACCCCACACACACAAACACACACACACAGACCACAACACACACAUACACAACACACAUACACAACACACACAAAAGACACAACAGACAACAGACACAACACACACACACACACCACACACACAAAACAAAACACAAACACACACAACAACAACACAAACACCACCACACACAACACACACACAUACACACACAUACCACAAACACACACACAGACACACACAAGACACACAAACACACACAAAAACCAACUGUAAUAGUAAAAAAGUGAAUACUUUCAUAAUGAUAAACUUCUAUCCUGUGUGUGUCUUGUGUGUGUCUGUGUGUGUGUCUGUGUGUGUGUCUGUGUGUAUGUGUAUGUGUGUGUGUCUGUGUGUCUAGUGUAUGUGUGUGUGUAUGUGUGUGUGUGUCUGUGUGUCUGUGUAUGUGUUGUGUGUGUGUGUGUAUGUGUUUUGUGUUGUGUGUGUGUGUGUUGUGUGUUGUGUGUGUGUUGUGUGUGUGUGUGUGUGUGUGUCUGUGUGGUGUAUGUGUGUAUGGGGUGUGUGUGUGUGUAUGUGUGUGUUGUGUGUGUGUGUGUAUGUGUGUGUGUGUGUGUGUGGGGUGUAUGUGUGUGUGUAUGUGUGUAUGUGUGUGUGUGUGUGGGAUGUGUGUGUGGGUGUGUAUGUGUGUGUGUGUGUGUGUGUUGUGGUUUUGUGGUGUGUGUUGUGUAUGUGUGUGUGUGUCUGUGUGUGUGAUGUGUCGUGUGUGUGUGUGUGUGUGCUGGUGUGUUUGUGGUUGUGUGUGUGUGUGUAUGUGUGUGUGUGUGUGUGUGUUGUGGUGUUUUGUUGUAGUGUGUGUUUUUGUGUUGUUGUGUGUUGUGUUGUGUUUGUGUGUGUGUGUUGUGUGUUUUGGUUUUGUUGUGUGUGUUGUGUGUGUGUUGUGGUGUGGGUGUGUGUGUGUGUGUUGGUUGUCUUUUGUGUGUUUUGUGUGUGUGUGUGUGUGUGUGUGUGUGUGUGUUUUGUGUGUGUGUGUCUGUGUGUGUGUGGUGGUGUCUGUGGGGUUUGUGUGUGCCGUGUUGUGUGGUGUGUGUGUGUACCGGUGCUGCCAGUGUGUGCGUACCCGUAUGGUGUGUCUGUGUGGCUGUCCGUAUGGUGUCUGUGCUCGUUAUGUGUAUGUGUGUGUGGUGUAUGUGUGUAUGUGGGUUCGUACUAUGUGUGUAUGUGUGUGGGUGUUGGUGUAUGUGUGUGUGUGUAUGUGCUGGUAUCGUGGGAUGUGGGUGUCUGUGUGUCUGUGUGUGUGUGUCUGUGUGUGUGUGUGUAUGUGUCUGUGGGUGUGUCUGUGUGUCUGUGUUGUAUGUGUGUCUGUGGUGGUAUGUGUGUCUGUGUGUCUGUGUGUGUGUGUCUGUGUGUGUGUGUGUGUGUGUGUGUAGAGUGUUGUGAGGAGUGUGGGGGGAUAGAGGACCCUGACACUCCCAGCCAAUCAGAUGCAGAGGUGGAGGAGCCUCUGGCUCCCCUGGCAACCACCUCAGAGGACCUGGUCAGCGACGACGACAACCCCUCUACAGGUACGACCUCUGACCUCCGAACCCUGACCUCUGACCUCUUACCCCUCUACAGGUAGGACAACUGACCCCCAAAUGUUGAUUUAGGUCUGCUUUUCUGAGAGCCACCUCAGGGUGGCGACAGAGAUCAUGAAACUCUUGUGUCAUGUCAUGUGCGGCAUCUUAUAAAGGCACCGUGAAUGACUAAAACAGACAUUAGCCUGCUGAUUCAUUUAAGAUUUCUAAACUAAAGUAAAAAAUAACAAAAUCUGACAGAGGACUGUGUUGUUGAUGAUGAUAUUGUUUGUUUCAGUGGUGGACCUGACAGAGGACACUGUGACAGUAGCCGUCCCGGCCCAGAGGGAAGGAGAGAGGAGAGGAGGACAUGUCCCUCUCUGAGCCCUGUGAGGACAGCUCUCUGGUACAGGCUGAGACAGGAAGGGGACAGGAGACACCUCAUCCCAUGGUCUCCCCACCCUGCCGGGACGGCACCCCGCCACCCCCCAACCUGCCCAAACUACUGACCAGGCUGGGCAGUCUAGAGGGUGAGUCUCAAAUCAGCUCCUAGCAAGCCUCUGUUACUGGCCUGUUCGCCUGCCAGCUGACGCUAACAAGCCUCAUACUGCUAGCUUAAUACGGUCCAAGCUGUGGGUUAGUUUGAACAGAUCAUCACAGCAUCUUAUCCCUCUCCACCAGGCUAAUAUAUAUAUAUUUAUUUACAUUAUUAUUUACAUUAUUUACACCGACCCCUUGUUUUAUUCAUAUUUAUUCUUAUUUUUUGCACUGACUCUCUUGAACAGGCUCAAUGGACUCUAACCACACACACACACACACACACACACACACACACACACACACACACACACACACUACUCUCUGUUUAUUAUCUAUGCAUAGUUACUUUACACCUACCUACAGUGGGGAGAACAAGUAUUUGAUACACUGCCGAUUUUGCAGGUUUUCCUACUUACAAAAGCAUGUAGAGGUCUGUAAUUUUUAUCAUAGGUACACUUCAACUGUGAGAGACGGAAUCUAAAACAAAAAUCCAGAAAAUCACAUUGUAUGAUUUUUAAGUAAUUAAUUUGCAUUUUAUUGCAUGACAUGAGUAUUUGAUACAUCAGAAAAGCAGAACUUAAUAUUUGGUACAGAAACCUUUGUUUGCAAUUACAAAGAUCAUACGUUUCCUGUAGGUCUUGACCAGGUUUGCACACACUGCAGCAGGGAUUUUGGCCCACUCCUCCCUAUAGACCUUCUCCAGAUCCUUCAGGUUUCGGGGCUGUCGCUGGGCAAUACGGACUUUCAGCUCCCUCCAAAGAUUUUCAAUUGGGUUCAGGUCUGGAGACUGGCUAGGCCACUCCAGGACCUUGAGAUGCUUCUUACGGAGCCACUCCUUAGUUGCUCUGGCUGUGUGUUUCGGGUCGUUGUCAUGCUGGAAGACCCAGCCACGACCCAUCUUCAAUGCUCUUACUGAGGGAAGGAGGUUGUUGGCCAAGAUCUCGCGAUACAUGGCCCCAUCCAUCCUCCCCUCAAUACGGUGCAGUCGUCCUGUCUCCUUUGCAGAAAAGCAUCCCCAAAGAAUGAUGUUUCCACCUCCAUGCUUCACGGUUGGGAUGGUGUUCUUGGGGUUGUACUCAUCCUUAUUCUUCCUCCAAACACGGCGAGUGGUGUUUAGACCAAAAAGCUCUAUUUUUAUCUCAUCAGACCACAUGACCUUCUCCCAUUCCUCCUCUGGAUCAUCCAGAUGGUCAUUGGCAAACUUCAGACGGGCCUGGACAUGCGCUGGCUUGAGCAGGGGGACCUUGCGUGCGCUGCAGGAUUUUAAUCCAUGACGGCGUAGUGUGUUACUAAUGGUUUUCUUUGAGACUGUGGUCCCAGCUCCCUUCAGGUCAUUGACCAGGUCCUGCCGUGUAGUUCUGGGCUGAUCCCUCACCUUCCUCAUGAUCAUUGAUACCCCACGAGGUGAGAUCUUGCAUGGAGCCCCAGACCGAGGGUGAUUGACCGUCAUCUUGGACUUCUUCCAUUUUCUAAUAAUUGUGCCAACAGUUGUUGCCUUCUCACCAAGCUGCUUGCCUAUUGUCCUGUAGCCCAUCCCAGCCUUGUGCAGGUCUACAAUUUUAUCCCUGAUGUCCUUACACAGCUCUCUGGUCUUGGCCAUUGUGGAGAGGUUGGAGUCUGUUUGAUUGAGUGUGUGGACAGGUGUCUUUUAUACAGGUAACGUGUUCAAACAGGUGCAGUUAAUACAGGUAAUGAGUGGAGAACAGGAGGGCUUAUUAAAGAAAAACUAACAGGUCCGUGAGAGCUGGAAUUCUUACUGGUUGGUAGGUGAUCAAAUACUUAUGUCAUGCAAUAAAAUGCAAAUUAAUUACUUAAAAAUCAUACAAUGUGAUUUUCUGGAUUUUUGUUUUAGAUUCCGUCUCUCACAGUUGAAGUGUACCUAUGAUAAAAAUUACAGACCUCUACAUGCUUUGUAAGUAGGAAAACCGAAACAAAUCGCCAGUGUAUCAAAUACUUGUUCUCCCCACUGUCCAUGUACAUAUUACCUAAAUUACCUCGACUAACCCGUACCGCUGCUCAUUGACGCUCCCCCUUUAUGCAGCCUCGUUAUUGUUAUUUUAUUGUGUUGCUAUUUCCUUUAGUUUAUUUAGCAAAUGUUUCUUACUUACUUUUUUAAAAACUCUACAUUAAGGGCUCCUAUUCAGCACGUGACAAAUACAAUUUGAUUCGAUUUGAACAAAGUAACACAGUCUGAUAACAGGUCUAAUCCCAAUGAAGAGGUCUCCAACCACUCUACCCAGGACCAACAGAGUAACACUGUCUGAUAACAGGUCGUAUCCAAUGAAGAGGUCUCCAACCACUCUACCCAGGACCAACAGAGUAACACUGUCUGAUAACAGGUCGUAUCCCAUGAAGAGGUCUCCAACCACUCUACCCAGGACCAACAGAGUAACACUGUCUGAUAACAGGUCGUAUCCCAUGAAGAGGUCUCCAACCACUCUAUCCAGGACCAACAGAGUAACACUGUCUGAUAACAGGUCGUAUCCCAUGAAGAGGUCUCCAACCACUCUACCCAGGACCAACAGAGUAACACUGUCUGAUAACAGGUCGUAUCCCAUGAAGAGGUCUCCAACCACUCUAUCCAGGACCAACAGAGUAACACUGUCUGAUAACAGGUCGUAUCCCAUGAAGAGGUCUCCAACCACUCUACCCAGGAGCAACAGAGUAACACUGUCUGAUAACAGGUCGUAUCCCAUGAAGAGGUCUCCAACCACUCUACCCAGGACCAAACACUGUCUGAUAACAGGUCGUAUCCCAUGAAGAGGUCUCCAACCACUCUACCCAGGACCAACAGAGUAACACUGUCUGAUAACAGGUCGUAUCCCAUGAAGAGGUCUCCAACCACUCUACCCAGGACCAACAGAGUAACACUGUCUGAUAACAGGUCGUAUCCCAUGAAGAGGUCUCCAACCACUCUACCCAGGACCAACAGAGUAACACUGUCCUGAUAACAGGUCGUAUCCCAUGAAGAGGUCUCCAACCACUCUACCCAGGACCAACAGAGUAACACUGUCUGAUAACAGGUCGUAUCCCAUGAAGAGGUCUCCAACCACUCUACCCAGGACCAACAGAGUAACACUGUCUGAUAACAGGUCGUAUCCCAUGAAGAGGUCUCCAACCACUCUACCCAGGACCAACAGAGUAACACUGUCUGAUAACAGGUCGUAUCCCAUGAAGAGGUCUCCAACCACUCUACCCAGAACCAACAGAGUAACACUGUCUGAUAACAGGUCGUAUCCCAUGAAGAGGUCUCCAACCACUCUAUCCAGGACCAACAGAGUAACACUGUCUGAUAACAGGUCGUAUCCCAUGAAGAGGUCUCCAACCACUCUAUCCAGGACCAACAGAGUAACACUGUCUGAUAACAGGUCGUAUCCCAUGAAGAGGUCUCCAACCACUCUACCCAGGACCAACAGAGUAACACUGUCUGAUAACAGGUCGUAUCCCAUGAAGAGGUCUCCAACCACUCUACCCAGAACCAACAGAGUAACACCAACAUUAUAUUUGUAUUCUCUCCAGGUCCUCACCCUUUCCCUAAGUCGGGUGCUAACCUAGAGAGGAAGAAGUCUCCAGCCACUCUCCCCAGGACCUUCACUCUGCCCAGGACGUCCCAGGAUUCCUUGCUGAGAGGACGGAUGACCACGCCUACUGGCUCCCCCCACCUGGGGCUGCUGCACCCCCCACCGCCCCCCAGCUGCAUCAUAGAGGAGCUACACCGGGCCCUGGCCACCAAACACAGACAGGACAGGUAGGACACCAAUCAACCAAUUACCAAACACAGACAGGACAGGUAGGACACCAAUCAACCAAUUACCAAGCACAGACAGGACAGGUAGGACACCAAUCUAUCAAUUACCAAACACAGACAGCACAGGUAGGACACCAAUCAAUACCAAGCACAGACAGGACAGGUAGGACACCAAUCUACCAAUUACCAAGCACAGACAGCACAGGUAGGACACCAAUCAACCAAUUACCAAACACAGACAGCACAGGUAGGACACCAAUCUAUCUAUCAGUCGAUCACAUUAUUUUAGAAAGCCCUUUUUACAUCAGCAGUUGUCACAAAGUGCUUUACAGUUACCCAGCCUCAAACCCCAAAGAGCAAGCAAUGCAGAGGCAGAAGCACAGUGGCUAGGAAAAACUCCCCCAAUCAAUCAAUCAAUCAAUCAAUCAAUCAAUCAAUCAAUCAGUCCAAUCAAUCAAUCAAUCAAUCUCCCAAGCACAGACAGGACAGGUAGAUGGAUGGAAAGCAUGUUGUUGUGGGGUAAAGUGCCUUGCUCAAGGGCCCAACGGUAGGGGAUUGUUGUUAGGAUGUGAACCCAGCAGCCCUCCAGUUGCCAGAUCAAUCCCCCCUUUUAUUCGAAGGUGUAAGAGUUGGGGUGAGGUGCGACCCAGGUGCGGUGCAGGAUAUACAGUAGGCAGUAGACAGAGAUGGUGAAACAAGGAUCUUUACUGGUGGUCCCGAAGCCAAAAUACAAAAUAAUGGACUAAACACGAUAAAAGAAAGGCGGAGCAAAUAAAUCUCCAAAAACCAUCUGACAGCCAAAAUACGAAAUACUACCUAAGACUGAAACUGGGAGAACACUUCUCAAGUACUUGUGCAUAGGUCUCUGAGUAGUACUGCUGGACAUAGAGGAACUAGCAGAGGAAACUGAGCAAGGGAACACAGGGAAGUGAGGGCAUUAAUACACAGGUGAACCGGUAGACACAGGUGACACCAAUAGGAUGAUGAUAAGUCCCGACUGUGAGUGAGGAGGAGCCUAUGGUUGGAGAUCGGAGGAUCUCUAGUAGCUAACUGUGCCACUAGAUCCUGGUUCGAGUCCAGGCUCUGUCGCAGCCGGCCGCGACCGGGAGACCCAUGGGCGGCGCACAAUUGGUUCAGUGUCGUCCAAGGUAGGGGAGGGUUUGGCCGGCAGGGAUGUGGGUUCGUUUCCCACGGGGGGCCAGUAUAAAAAAAUAAAAUAAAAAAUUAACAUGUAUGCAUUCACUAACUGUAAGUCGCUCUGGAUAAGAGCGUCUGCUAAAUGACUAAAAUGUAAACGUAAAUGACACCUAGAGGGUCGCUCCGGAACUGCGACCCCCUCCUGUAACAGAAGGUAUCUAUGUGCUCUGUUGUCCUCCAGUUUCCAACCAAAGGAGAUACACUCUUCUCCGAAGCGUCGGUCCGACGGUCAUCUGUUGCAUACAGCCAGCGUGGAGAAAGCGCUGUCCGGAGGUCUGGAGAGAGAGAAGGAGAGAGAGAAGGAGAGAGAGAAGGAGAGAGAGAAGGAGUCAGAUGAGAACAAGGAGAACAGACGUCUAGACGACCCUGACUGCUGGAACGACUCCAUCAUCUCUGGUAGGUCACAUACACACACACACAGCUGUGAUGCUAUAGUGCAUAGUGUCCUCUCUGAGGACUCAUACGGUAUCUCUCCUCUCCUCCCCAGUCCUCUCCUCCCCAGUCCUCUCCUCUCCUCUCCUCUCCUCUCCUCUCCUCUCCUCUCCUCUCCUCUCCUCUCCUCUCCUCUCCUCUCCUCUCCUCUCCUCUCCUCUCCUCUCCUCUCCUCUCCUCUCCUCUCCUCUCCUCUCCUCUCACUCCUCUCCUCUAUAUACAAAAGUAUGUGGACACACCUUCAAAUUAGUGGAUUCGGCUAUCUCAGCGACACCCAUUACUGACAAGUGUAUAAAAUCGCGCACAAAGCCAUGCAAUCUCCAUAGACCAACAUUGGCAGUAGAGUGGCCUUACUGAAGAGCUCAGUGACUUUCAACGUGGCACCGUCCUAGGAUGCAACUUAUUAUUUUUUUCUUUUUUUCUUUGUCUUAAUUUUUUUCUUCUUCUUUAUAUAUAUUUCUUAGGGGGAUCAGCUUAAUAUUGCAGAUAGAUUGUAACUUCCAUCAAUGUAAUUGUCUGCAUCACUUCCAAUCCCCCAUACAUACAUACAGUGGGGAAAAAAAGUAUUUGUUACCUUACUGGUUACUAAGUAUCUGGGUUACCUUACUGGUUACUAGGUAUCUGGGUUACCUUACUGGUUACUAAGUAUCUGGGUUACCUUACUGGUUACUAGGUAUCUUGGUUACCUUACUGGUUACUAGGUAUCUGGGUUACCUUACUGGUUACUAGGUAUCUGGGUUACCUUACUGGUUACUAGGUAUCUGGGUUACCUUACUGGUUACUAGGUAUCUGGGUUACCUUACUGGUUACUAGGUAUCUGGGUUCCCUUCUGGUUAUAGUUAUCUGGGUUUACCUUACUGGUUACUAGGUAUCUCGGGUUACUUAGGGUUACUAGGUAUCUGGGUUACCUUUACUGGUUAAUAGGUAUUGGGUUACCUUAUGGGUACUAAAGUAUCGGGUACCUUACUGGUUACUAGGUAUCUUGGUUACCUUACUGGUUACUAGGUAUCUGGGUUACCUUAAUGGUUACUGGUAUCUGGUUACCCUACUGGUUACUAGGUAUCUGGGGUUUACCUUACUGGUUACUAGGAUCUGGGUUACCCUACUGGUUACUAGGUAUUUUGGUUACCUGUGGUUAACUAGGUAGCUGGACCUUACUGGUUACUAGGUAUUCUUGGUUACCUUAUGGUUACUAGGGAUCUGGGUACCUUAAUGGUUACUAGGUAUCUGGUUACAUUACUGCGUUACUACGUAUCUUGGUUUUACCUUACUGUGUUACUAAGGUAUCUGGGUUACCUUACUGGUUCACUAAGGUAUCUGGGUUUGGUUACCUUACUGCGUUACUAGGUAUCUGGUUACCUUACUGGUUACUAGGAUCUGGGUUACCUUACUGGUACUAGGGUAUCUGGGUUACCUUACUGGUUACUAGGUAUCUGGGUUACCUUACUGGUUACUAAGUAUCUGGGUUACCUUACUGGUUACUAGGUAUUGGGGUUACCUUACUGGUUACUAGGUAUCUGGGUUACCUUACUGGUUUACUAGGUAUCUGGGUUACCUACUGGUUACUAGGUAUCUGGGGUACCUUACUGGUUACUAGGUAUCUGGUUUACCUUACUGGUUACUAGGUAUAUGGGUUACCUUACUGGUUACUAGGUAUCUUGUUACCUUACUGGUUACAGGUAUCUGGUACCUACUGGUUACUAGGUAUCUGGGUUACCUACUGGUUACUAGGUAUCUGGGUUACCUUACUGGUUACUAGGUAUCUGGGUACCUACUGGUUACUAGGUAUCUGGGUUACCUUACUGGUUACUAGGUAUCUGGUUACCUUACUGGUUACUAGGUAUCUGGUUACCCUACUGGUUACUAGGUAUCUGGGUUUACCUUAUGGUUACGAGGUAUCUGGGUACCCUACUGGUUACUAGGUAUCUGGGUACCUUACUGGUUACUAGGUAUCUGGGUACCUUACUGGUUACUAGGAUCUGGGUUACCUUACGGUUACUAGGGUAGGUAUCUGGGUUACCUUACUGGUUACUAGGUAUCUGGGUUACCUUACUGGUUACAGGUCUUGGGUUACCUAUGGUUACUAGGUAUCUGGGUUACCUUACUGGUUACUAGGUAUCUUGGUUACCUUACUGGUUACUAGGUAUCUGGGUUACCCUUACUGGUUACUAGGUAUCUGGGUUACCUUACUGGUUACUAGGUAUCUGGGUUACCUUACUGGUUACUAGGUAUCUGGGUUACCUUACUGGUUACUAGGUAUCUGGGUUACCUUACUGGUUACUAGGUAUCUGGGUUACCCUACUGGUUACUAGGUAUCUGGGUUACCUUACUGGUUACUAGGUAUCUGGGUUACCCUUCUACAUGUUGGUAGCCUAAUAAUGUGUGUCUUUGGGCUGACAACCUGAUUUAUCUUGCCCCAGCCCAUGUGUGUGCCAUGUACAGUGGGGGAAAAAAGUAUUUAGUCAGCUACCAAUUGUGCAAGUUCUCCCACUUAAAAAGAUGAGAGAGGCCUGUAAUUUUCAUCAUAGGUACACGUCAACUAUGACAGACAAAUUGUGGAAAAAAAAUCCAGAAAAUCACAUGUAGGAUUUUUUAUGAAUUUAUUUGCAAAUUAUGGUGGAAAAUAAGUAUUUGGUCACCUAUAAACAAGCAAGAUUUCUGGCUCUCACAGACCUGUAACUUCUUCUUUUAGAGGCUCCUCUGUCCUCCACUCGUUACCUGUAUUAAUGGCACCUGUUUGAACUUGUUAUCAGUAUAAAAGACACCUGUCCACAACCUCAAACAGUCACACUCCAAACUCCACUAUGGCCAAGACCAAAGAGCUGUCAAAGGACACCAGAAACAAAAUUGUAGACCUGCACCAGGCUGGGAAGACUGAAUCUGCAAUAGGUAAGCAGCUUGGUUUGAAGAAAUCAAAUGUGGGAGCAAUUAUUAGGAAUGGAAGACAUACAAGACCACUGAUAAUCUCCCUCGAUCUGGGGCUCCACGCAAGAUCUCACCCCGUGGGGUCAAAAUGAUCACAAGAACGGUGAGCAAAAAUCCCAGAACCACACGGGGGGACCUAGUGAAUGACCUGCAGAGAGCUGGGACCAAAGUAACAAAGCCUACCAUCAGUAACAUACUACGCCGCCAGGGACUCAAAUCCUGCAGUGCCAGACGUGUCCCCCUGCUUAAGCCAGUACAUGUCCAGGCCCGUCUGAAGUUUGCUAGAGUGCAUUUGGAUGAUCCAGAAGAGGAUUGGGAGAAUGUCAUAUGGUCAGAUGAAACCAAAAUAGAACUUUUUGGUAAAAACUCAACUCGUCGUGUUUGGAGGACAAAGAAUGCUGAGUUGCAUCCAAAGAACACCAUACCUACUGUGAAGCAUGGGGGUGGAAACAUCAUGCUUUGGGGCUGUUUUUCUGCAAAGGGACCAGGACGACUGAUCCGUGUAAAGGAAAGAAUGAAUGGGGCCAUGUAUCGUGAGAUUUUGAGUGAAAACCUCCUUCCAUCAGCAAGGGCAUUGAAGAUGAAACGUGGCUGGGUCUUUCAGCAUGACAAUGAUCCCAAACACACCGCCCGGGCAACGAAGGAGUGGCUUCGUAAGAAGCAUUUCAAGGUCCUGGAGUGGCCUAGCCAGUCUCCAGAUCUCAACCCCAUAGACAAUCUUUGGAGGGAGUUGAAAGUCCGUGUUGCCCAGCGACAGCCCCAAAACAUCACUGCUCUAGAGGAGAUCUGCAUGGAGGAAUGGGCCAAAAUACCAGCAACAGUGUGUGAAAACCUUGUGAAGACUUAAAGAAAACGUUUGACCUGUGUCAUUGCCAACAAAGGGUAUAUAACAAAGUACUGAGAAACUUUUGUUAUUGACCAAAUACUUAUUUUCCACCAUAAUUUGCAAAUAAAUUCAUUAAAAAUCCUACAAUGUGAUUUUCUGGAAAAAAAAUUCUCAUUUUGUCUGUCAUAGUUGACGUGUACCUAUGAUGGAAAUUACAGGCCUCUCUCAUCUUUUUAAGUGGGAGAACUUGCACAAUUGGUGGCUGACUAAAUACUUUUUUCCCCCACUGUACACAUACAUACUGUCACGAUCGUUGAACAAAGUAGACCUAGGCGCAGCGUUGAAGGCAAACAUACUUUAUUAACCAAAGUGAGAAACACGAACAAAACAACAAACGAUAACGUGACGUGACGUCCUAGGUUAAACAACCAACACGGAACAAACCAACUGGAACAAGAUCCCACAACACCUGUGGGAACACAGCCUGUCUAAAUAUGGCUCCCAAUCAGAGACAACCAGCAACAGCUGACACUCGUUGCCUCUGAUUGGGAACCACUCUGGCCAACAUAGAAACAGAAUACUAGACUGUGACCAUAGAACAAAAACACAUAGAAUCUACACACCCUGGCUCAACAUAUAGAGUCCCCAGAGCCAGGGUGUGACAGUACCCCCCCCCCCCCCCUAAAGGCGCGGACUGCGACCGCACCUCAACAUAGACCAAACAGGGGAGGGCUGGGUGGGCAUUCCUCCUCGGAGGCGGUUCCGGCUCCGGGCUUGCCCACCACCCUCCAAUAAUCCCCCCGUAGCGCCCCUGGUCCGGUCUGGCCCCGCUGGCUGGAGCUGGACUGGAUAUCGUAGGAGCGGAUUGCUUAAGCUCCGGUGUGGAGCAGCGGAUCAGUACCUGACCAGGCACCGGUGACCCAGGCACGGGUUGUGCCGGACUGACGACGCGCACCCCUGGCUUGGUGCGUGGAGCAGGAACGGGCCGGACCGGGCUGACGAUGCGCACCCCUGGCUUGGUGCGUGGAGCAGCAACGGGCCGGACCGGGCUGACGAUGCGCACCCCUAGCUUGGUGCGUGGAGCCGGAAUGGGCCGGACCGGGCUGACGAUGCGCACCCCUGGCUUGGUGCGUGGAGCAGGAACGGGCCGGACCGGACUGACGACGCGCACCCCUGGCCUGGUGCGUGGAGCAGGAACGGACCGGACCGGGCUGACGAUGCGCACCCCUGGCUUGGUGCGUGGAGCAGCAACGGGCCGGACCGGGCUGACGAUGCGCACCCCUGGCUUGGUGCGUGGAGCAGGAACGGGCCGUACCGGGCUGACGAUGCGCACCCCUGGCUUGGUGCGUGGAGCAGCAACGGGCCGGACCGGGCUGACGACUCGCACCCCUGGCUUGGUGCGUGGAGCAGGAACGGGCCGUACCGGGCUGACGAUGCGCACCCCUGGCUUGGUGCGAGUGGCAGGAACAGACCGGGCCGGGCUGACGACUCGCACCCCUGGCUUGGUGCGAGUGGCAGGAACAGGCCGGGCCGGGCUGGCGACGCGCACCGUAGGCUUGGUGCGAGUGACAGGAACAGGCCGGGCCGGGCUGGCGACGCGCACCGUAGGCUUGGUGCGAGUGGCAGGAACAGGCCGGGCCGGGCUGGCGACGCGCACCGUAGGCUUGGUGCGAGUGGCAGGAACAGGCCGGGCCGGGCUGGCGACGCGCACCGUAGGCUUGGUGCGAGGGGCAGGAACAGGCCGGGCCGGCGACGCGCACCAUCAACUUAGUGCGGGGAGCAGGAACGGGCCGGACCGGACUGGUGACGCACACCACUUGCUUGGUGUGAGGAGCGGGACUGGGUUUCGUCAUAACCCUCCGCUCCCUCAGCUGCCUACACAGUUCCUCUCGCCUUGCCUCUACUCUCACCCUCUCCCUUAUCGCCUCCAGUAGCUCCACCCUCUGAACCACUAACUCCUGCUCCCUCUGGACCACUAGCCCCCUUAACCUGGUGGCCUCCUCACCUAACCUCCUAAUACGCCCUGUAGCUGCCUCCUGCUGCCCCGACGCCCAUGCCGUGUGCCCCCCCCUAAAUUUUUUGGGGGUUGCCUCUCGUCCGUCCGACGACGACCCUGUUGACGCCGUUGCUCCUCUCUCCGUCGCGCCUCUACCGUCUCCUUCCAUGGACGGCGAUCCAUCCCGGCCUGGAUCUCCUCCCAGGUCCAGGACCCCUGCCCGUCCAUUAUCUGCUCCCACGUCCAGGCUGCCUGCUCCUGGACACGCUGCUUGGUCCUGGUAUGGUGGGAUCUUCUGUCACGAUCGUUGAACGAAGUAGAACAAGGCGCAGCGUUGAAGGCAAACAUACUUUAUUAACCAAAGUGAGAAACACGAACAAAACAACAAACGAUAACGUGACGUCCUAGGUUAAACAACCAACACGGAACAAACCAACUGGAACAAGAUCCCACAACACCUGUGGGAACACAGCCUGUCUAAAUAUGGCUCCCAAUCAGAGACAACCAGCAACAGCUGACACUCGUUGCCUCUGAUUGGGAACCACUCUGGCCAACAUAGAAACAGAAUACUAGACUGUGACCAUAGAACAAAAACACAUAGAAUCUACACACCCUGGCUCAACAUAUAGAGUCCCCAGAGCCAGGGUGUGACACAUACAUACACAUACAUAUCCUUUAAAAAAAAUAUAUUCCCCUUUAUUACUUUCCAACCCCACCACCCUUUCCCUAAUUGGAGUAAACUAGUGAACAACAAUGCUUAGGCCUCUACUUCCAGCUUAUACAUACUAUAUACAUUUUAUGGACACAGUCAAUUUUACAAUAUUUAUAUUUUAUUUGUUUUUGCUCCUGAAGUUCUUCUACUCUCAACCUCUCUGAUCAUUUUCAUGAUGUCCAUCCGGUUUGGUCCUUAAAUGAAACUGAUAUACUUUUUUAUUUAUCACAGUUUUCCUUAACCAAUUAUGUUCUUUAAUGCAAGGCCGACAGACAAGUUCCUUAUUUUCUCCCCCUUCCACUUUCCUCUUCCAUUUUUGCGGUAAGGCUGCAAUUAUUUGGUUGUAAUUUUGGGUAGAGCAGACAUUUCCAUAUGUUUUUGUUAGCUGCAUGUGUGACAUAACUCCACCAGUUCUACUUAUGAUAUCAUUUACGAAGAUUCUACCUUUUUUAAACAUUUUGUAAAAAAAAAAGUUUUUUUGUCAAUUAGUAUAUUUGAGUUUAACCACAAUAUUGGUUGCAUUAUUUGUUCUGUCGUUUCUGUAGGAUUAAAUUAAAAUUGCAACCAACUUUCUAUGGCUUGUUUUACAAAUAGUGAUAUUUGGGAGAUUAUUUCCUUUUCAAAUAACUGAAAGUGAGAGGUUGUAAUCUGAAUAAAGGGAAAAAGGCCAUUCUUGAACAUUGGGUGAGACAAUCUUACUAAUUUGCUAGAGAACCAGCUCGGAUUUAAGUAUAACUUUUGUAUGACUGAAGCUUUUAGUGAUAGGUCUAAUGCUUUAAUAUUUAAUCAUUUCUGUCCUCCGAAUUCAUAUGAAUUACAGUGGGGAGAACAAGUAUUUGAUACACUGCCGAUUUUGCAGGUUUUCCUACUUACAAAGCAUGUAGAGGUCUGUAAUUUUUAUCCAAGAGUGAGCCGCGCCGGAGAUGCCCAACUCGGAGAGGAGGAUCUGAUGGUUCACAGUAUCAAAGGCAGCAGGCAGGUCUAGAAGGACAAGAGCAGAGGAGAGAGAGCGUUAGCUUUAGCAGUGUGGAGAGCCUCCGUGACACAGAGAAGAGCAGUCUCAGUUGAAUGACCAUUCUUGAAACCUGACUGGUUUGGAUCAAGAAGGUCAUUCUGAGAGAGAUAGCAAGAGAGUUGGCUAAAGACGGCACGCUCAAUAGUUUUGGAGAGAAAAGAAAGAAGGGAUACUGGUCUGUAGUUGUUGACAUCAGAGGGAUCGAGUGUUGGUUUUUUGAGAAGGGGUGCAACUCUCGCUCUCUUGAAGACGGAAGGGACAUAGCCAGCGGUCAAGGAUGAGUUGAUCAGCCAGGUGAGGUAGGGGAGAAGGUCACCGGAGAUGGUCUGGAGAAGAGAGGAGGGGAUAGGGUCAAGCGGGCAGGUUGUUGGGCGGCCUGCAGUCACAAGUCGCAAGAUUUUAUCUGGAGAGAGAGGGGAGAAAGAAGUCAAAGCAUAGGGUAGGGCAGUGUGAGCAGGACCAGCAGUGUCAUUUGACUUAACAAACGAGGAUGGGAUGUCGUCAACCUUCUUUUCAAAGUGGUUGACGAAGUCAUCCACAGAGAGGGAGGAGGGGGGGGGGGGGGGGAUUCAGCAGGGAGGAGAAUGUGGCAAAGAGCUUCCUAGGGUUAGAGGCAGAUGCUUGGAAUUUAGCGUGAUAGAAAGUGGCCUUAGCAGCAGAAACAGAUGAAGAAAAUGUAGAGAGGAGGGAGUGAAAAGAUGCCAGGUCCGCAGGGAGUCUAGUUUUCUUCCAUUUCCGCUCAGCUGCCCGGAGCUCUGUUCUGUGAGCUCGCAUUGAGUCAUCAAGCCACGGAGCUGGAGGGGAGGACCGAGCCGGCAGGGAGGAUAGGGGACAUAGAGAGUCAAAGGAUGCAGAAAGGGAGGAGAGGAGGGUUGAGGAGGCAGAAUCAGGAGAUUGGAGGGAGAAGGAUUGAGCAGAGGGAAGAGAUGAUAGGAUGGAAGAGGAGAGAGUAGCGGGAGAGAGAGAGCGAAGGUUGCGACGGUGCAUUACCAUCUGUGUAGGGGCAGAGUGAGUAGUGUUGGAGGAGAGGGAGAGAGAAAAGGAUACAAAGUAGUGGUCGGAGACUUGGAGGGGAGUUGCAGUGAGAUUAGUAGAACAACAGCAUCUAGUAAAGAUGAGGUCAAGCGUAUUGCCUGUCUUCUGAGUGGCGCAGUGGUCUAAGGCACUGCUAGCUGUGCCACUAGAGAUCCUGGUUCGAAUCCAGGCUCUGUCGCAGCCGGCCGCGACCGGGAGACUCAUGGGCGGCUCACAAUUGGCCCAGCGUCAUCCAGGGUAGGGGAGGGAAUGGCCGGCAGGGAUGUAGCUCAGUUGAUAGAGCAUGGCGUUUGCAACGCCAUGGUUGUGGGUUCGAUUUCCACGGGGUAUUCACUAAUUGUAAGUCGCUCUGGAUAAGAGCGUCUGCUAAAUGACGUAAAUGUAAAUGUUGUGAGUAGGGGAGGACGGUGAGAGGGUGAGGUCAAAAGAGGAGAGGAGUGGAAAGAAGGAGGCAGAGAGAAAUUAGUCAAAUGUAGACGUAGGGAGGUUGAAAUCCCCCAGAACUGUGAGGGGUGAGCCAUCCUCAGGAAAGGAACUUAUCAAGGCGUCAAGCUCAUUGAUGAACUCUCCAAGGGAACCUGGAGGGCGAUAGAUGACAAGGAUAUUAAGCUUAAAUGGGCUAGUGACUGUGACAGCAUGGAAUUCAAAUGAGGAGAUAGACAGAGAAAAAUUGAGAAUGUCCACUUGGGAGAGAUGAGGAUUCCUGUGCCACCACCCCGCUGACCAGAUGCUCUCGGGGUAUGCGAGAACACAUGGUCAGACGAGGAGAGAGCAGCAGGAGUAGCAGUGUUUUCAGUGGUAAUCCAUGUUUCCGUCAGCGCCAAGAAGUCGAGGGACUGGAGGGUAGCAUAGGCUGAGAUGAACUCUGCCUUGUUGGCAGCAGAACGGCAGUUCCAGAGGCUGCCUGAGACCUGGAACUCCACGUGGGUCGUGCGUGCAGGGACCACCAGGUUAGAGAGGCAGCAGCCACGCGGUGUGAGGCGUUUGUGUAGCCUGUGCGGAGAGGAGAGAACAGGGAUAGGCAGAGGCAUAGUUGACAAGCUGCAGCAGAUGGCUACAAUAAUGCAGAGGAGAUCGGAAUGAAAUGAACUAAACAUCUGGGAAAGGAGAGAGCGGGGCCUCCCUCACCACAACUCCCAAAUAUAACUCUCCCAACUUCCACCUCAGAAACUAUAAUUGUUGUAAACUACAGCGGUUCAAUGUUUUCUAGGAAUAGACUAACUUAGUUUAUUCAGCUAGCUAACUAGGUGCAGUAUUAUUCCGUGAAAAACGUCCAGGCACCUCGUCAUAAGACGCCACAGCCAGCUAGCAUGCCGGUCUCCAACAACACGGUUUAGCGCUAAUACUCGGCGACAACAAACCACCAGUGUAUCAACACGCAAGCAGAUCGUUCGCGUCCGUGUCUAACGUUGUGGGUUAGUCCCGACAGCUUGAGCGAGUCCGUCGUCAACUUAUUCAGCCAGUUAGUUAGCUAGAAUAGUUAGCAAACUAGCUAGCCAUUGCUUUCAGACAAAGAAGAACCCCUCCUUUCACGGCACGAACACACACAACAUACCGAUGCUGGCACUAAUACCGCACUCAACGAGCUCUAUAAGGCCAUAAGCAAACAAGAAAAUGCUCAUCCAGAAGCGACGCUCCUAGUGGCCGGGGACUUUAAUGCAGGCAAACUUAAAUCAUUUUUAUGUAAUUUCUACCAGCAUGUAACAAAAACUCUAGACCACCUUUACUCCACACACAGAGACGCAUACAAAGCUCUCCCUCGCCCUCCAUUUGGCAAAUCUCACUAUAAUUAUAUCCUCCUGAUUCCUGAUUACAAGCAAAAACUAAAGCAGGAAGUACCAGUGACUCGCUCAAUACGGAAGUGGUCAGAUGACGCGGAUGCAACGCUACAGGACUGUUUUGCUAGCACAGACUGGAAUAUGUUCCGAUGACGGAGUAUACGACCUCAGUCAUCGGCUUCAUUAAUAAGUGUAUCGACGACGUCUUCCCAACAGUGACCGUACGUACAUACCCCAACCAGAAGCCAUGGAUUACAGGAAACAUCCGCAUCGAGCUAAAGGCUAGAGCUGCUGCUUUCAAGGAGCGGGACACUAAUCCAGAUGCUUAUAAGAAAUCCUGCUACGCUCUCAGACAAACUAUCAAACAGGCAAAGCAUCAAUACAGGAUUAAGAUUGAAUCCUACUACACCGGAUCUGAUGCUCGUCGGAUGUGGCAGGGCUUGAAAACUAUUACGGACAACAAAAGGAAACCCAGCCGCGAGCUGCCCAGUGAUGUGAGCCUACCAGACUAGCUAAAUGCUUUUUAUGCUCGCUUCGAUGCAAGCAACACUGAAGCAUACAUGAGAGCACCAGCUGUUCCGGACGAAUGUGUGAUAACGCACUCGGUAGCCGAUGUGAGCAAGACCUUUAAACAGGUCAACAUUCACAAAGCCGCAGGGCCAGACGGAUUACCAGGACAUGUACUCAAAGCAUGCGCGGACCAACUGGCAAGCGUCUUCACUGACAUUUUCGACCUCUCCCUGACCAAGUCUUCAAUACCUACAUGUUUCAAGCAGACCACUAUAGACCCUGUGCCCAAGGAAGCGAAGGUAACCUGCUUAAAUGAUUACCGCCCUGUAACACUCACGUCGGUAGCCAUGAAGUGCUUUGAAAGGCUGGUCAUGGCUCACAUCAACACCAUUAUCCCGGAUACUCUAGACCCACUCCAAUUCGCAUAUCGCCCCAACAGAUCCACAGAUGACGCAAUGUCAAUCGCACUCCACACUGCCCUUUCCCAACUGGAGAAAAGGAACACCUAUGUGAGAAUGCUGUUCAUUGACUACAGCUCAGCGUUCAACACCAUAAUGCCCUCAAAGCUUAUCACUACUCUAAGGACACUAGGACUAAACACCUCCCUCUGCAACUGGAUCCUGGACUUCCUGACGGGACGCCCCCAGGUGGUAAGGGUAGGCAACAACAAGUCUGCCACGCUGAUCCUCAACACUGGGGCCCCUCAGGGGUGCGUUCUUAGUCCCCUCCUGUACUCCCUGUUCACCCACGACUACGUUGCCAAACACGACUCCAACACCAUCAAUAAGUUUGCUGACGACAUAACAGCCCCAUAACCCUCCAAGUCCACCAGAAACAGGAGACCCCUUCCACCUGCCGGCAGUCCAGGAUCCGGUCCACCGUAAAAGCCGGCUGCCCUCCAACGGACGAGGAGGGGGAGCCAGGGGAGAGGUGGCAACGGGCUAGAGGAGGGACCCCUCUGAAUGGCCCGACGGGACCGCAGCCUCCUUCUCUUGCUCGGGGAAUAGGGGCACUUGGGGAUAGGCAGGGGUCGGCGCAGCCGUGCCGCGGGCUGAUGUGAGCUCUUCGUGCAUGCGCACACCAGGCAAGCAGCCACGAAGGUGCGCAUUUCCCCCUCAGCAGAUGGCCACCAGAACCUCCUACGCAGGAACUCCAAUGUCCUGGCGCCUCCCGGAUGGCUGGUGAGUUCGGACGCGUCUGCCCACUGAAGCAGUCGCGAGCACUCAGCCUUGGGUACGUACAUCGUCCCCGAUGGGCCUCCGCCCAAAUCGGGCUCCCACCGUAGCGCUGCUCUGACCAGCCUAUCAAUUCCCCAUGAAACUGGGGCAGCCAUCAGGGCAUUGGGGACAAUGGGGUCGUCCCUCAUGGGCAGCGUCUCCGGUUAGGACAAGGAAAGCCAUUGCCCUCGUGUGGGCAUGGCGCCCGGCAGGAGAUCAUAAGGCCUGUGAGGAGGUAGGCCUCUUACUAAACACCUCCCCCAGAUCCCAAUACUCCUGGGGAAGAGGUGAGGACUGGUAGGUGGUCUGGGACGGUGGUUUAGGCUGAUGAGUGGUCGGUGGCGACUGGAACAGUACGGGGGCGGAUGAAUGAAUGAAAAACUGGAUAUACUCCCAUAGCCCCACCGCCACCCGGACACACACAGGGACGGUGCGCCGGGUGAAGCAGCCCGACCCCAAUGGCCGGCCGUCCAGGCCCAUGACCGGAACCGGCUCGGAGAGAGAGAGUAACGUAACGCUCCACCCUAGGGCCAGCCCCGCAUCCAUCAGGUUUCCCGCGGCCCCAGAAUCCAUCAGCGCAUGCGCCUGAAUUGCAGCGCAGGCCCACUGAACCCUGACGGGGAGAAAAGUCUGGGUGUCUCUUGAGUUGGGGUUUCUGUUCUGGCUCGCUAGCAACCCUCCCGAUACCCGCUUGCCCUCCCAUUUUCCCGGCUUCUCCGGGCAUGAGUCGCCGUGGUGACCUGCAUGGCUGCAGUACCGGCAACGUCCCUGGGGCAAACGCCUCUGCCUCUCCAUCCGGGACCAGCACGCCGCCUCCUCCUGAAUCGGCGGAAAGCCUCCGGGCUGAUAGGGAGACGCGGGGGCGAGCCUUGCGUCAUGCCUCUCUCGUACGCCCUCUCACAACGCCGAUUGUCCACCCGCACCGAGAGUCGACGAGGCCGUCCAGUUGCUCAGGCAGCUCUCUGAAGGAGAGUUUGUCCUUCAUCCCCUCCGAUAGCCCCUUGUUAUUUUGUGUUACAUUUUAUUAUUUUUUACUUUAGAUUAUUUGGUAAAUAUUUUCUUAACUCUUUCUUGAACUGCAUUGUUGGUUAAGGGCUUGUAAGUCAGCAUUUCACUGUAAUGUCUACACCUGUUGUAUCUGUGUGUAGGCACCCUGCCGCGGAGGAUGCGUAAGGAGUUGUUAACGGUGAAGCUUCGGAACCGGCCCAGUCAGCAGGAGCUGGAGGACAGAAACAUCUUCCCUGUUCGCUCAGACCUGGAGAGACAGGAGAUUAGACAACACAUAGAGAACAAGCUGGCCAAGUGAGUUAUUAACACACACAUACACAGACCACACACACACCACACACAGACCACACACACACCACACACAGACCACACACACACCACACACAGACCACACACACACCACACACAGACCACACACAGACCACACACAGACCACACACAGACCACACACAGACCACACACAGACCACACACAGACCACACACAGAGAGACUGGAGAUACGACAAUGCAUAGAGACCAAACUGGCCAGGUGAGUGACACUCUCUCUCUCUAUUCUCUCUCUCUCUCUCUCUCUCUCUCUCUCUCUAUUCUCUCUCUCUCUCUCUCUCUCUCUCUCUCUCUCAAUUCGCUUUAUUGGCAUGAUGUAACAAUGUACAUAUUCCCAAAGCUUACUUUGAAGAUUUACAAUAUUAACAUAAUCAAUUAUAAUAAUCAAUAUUGACAACAGUAACAACAAUAACCAAGGGUCAAAAUACCCAUACAUUGAACAAUAACAAUAUAGAGGACAUGUGCAGGUUGGUUGGUCUGUCAGACACUGUCCCUCAUCUUAUGGCAGGCAGCAAUGUAGUGCGCUGCCAACCCACAGCUCUGCAUGUAGGGUUUCAAUGGGGUUUGUCCCAUUGGGUGAAAUCUUGUUUUGCAAGUGGAUCCCACACCUUGCUGCCAUAAAGUGCAAUUGGUUCAAUGAUACAUUUGAUUAGUUUUAGCCAAAUGUUAAUAGGUAUUUCAAUUUGAAUAUGUAUUUUUAUGGCGUAGAAUGCCCUGCGUGCUUUCUCUCAGUUCAUUCACUGCCUCAUUAAGCUGUCCAGUUGAGAUUAUUUUAAACCUAAGUAAUUGUAGUGUGUGGAGUACUCUAUAUAUUUUGUACCAAUUGAGAACUUUGGUAUAAUUCCCUGAGAUCUGGAUCUUCUCUGGAAAGUCAUUAUUUUAGUAUUUUUGGGGUUUACUGCCAGGGCCCAGGUCUGUCAGUACUACUCUAGCAGGUCCAGGCUCUGCUGUAGGCCAUGUGCUGUGGGUGACAGCAGGCACAGGUCAUCUGUGAAGAGCAGGUAUUUAACCUCUGAAUUGUGGAGAAUAACACCAGGGGCUGAGGAUUUUUCUAGAAUUUUUCAGCCUGUAGGUUCACUGAGUGAUUUGCAUUUUACAUUUACAUUUUAGUCAUUUAGCAGACACUCUUAUCCAGAGCGACUUACAGUUAGUGAGUCCAUACAAUGUUUUUAAAUUCAUACCCCCGUGGGAAUCGAACCCACAACCCUGGCAAGUGAUGUUUGAAAGAGACAGCCUGUAGGUUCGCUGAGUGAUGUUUGAAAGAGACAGCCUGUAGGUUCGCUGAGUGAUGUUUGAAAGAGACAGCCUGUAGGUUCGCUGAGUGAUGUUUGAAAGAGACAGCCUGGAGGUUCGCUGAGUGAUGUUUGAAAGACUGAUCAUUAGGGGUGUGUUCUGUUCAGAAUGAUCCCAGGCCAGCCCUCUAUGGUCCAGACAGGGGUGUGUUCUGUUCAGAAUGAUCCCAGGCCAGCCCUCUAUGGUCCAGACAGGGGUGUGUUCUGUUCAGAAUGAUCCCAGGCCAGCCCUCUAUGGUCCAGACAGGGGUGUGUUCUGUUCAGAAUGAUCCCAGGCCAGCCCUCUAUGGUCCAGACAGGGGUGUGUUCUGUUCAGAAUGAUCCCAGGCCAGCCCUCUAUGGUCCAGACAGGGGUGUGUUCUGUUCAGAAUGAUCCCAGGCCAGCCCUCUAUGGUCCAGACAGUGUUGUAUAUUGUGGCAGAUCAGGGUGUUGGGUCAAGACGUUUACACAGAUCAGGGUGUUGGGUCAAGACGUUUACACAGAUCAGGGUGUUGGGUCAAGACGUUUACACAGAUCAGGGUGUUGGGUCAAGACGUUUACACAGAUCAGGGUGUGUUUGGGUCAAGCGUUUCACAAAUCAGGGUGUUGGGUCAAGACGGUUUACCACAGAUCAGGGUGUUGGGUCAAGACGUUUCACACAGAUUCAGGGUGUUGUUGGGUCAAGACGUUUACACAGCUCAGGGUGUUGGGUCAGACAGACGUUUACACAGAUCCGGGUGUUGUGUCAAGACGACGUUUACACAGAUUCAGGGUGUUGGCUCAAGACGUUUACACAGAUCAGGGUGUUGGCUCAAGAGUUUACACAGAUCAGGGUGUUGGGUCAAGACGUUUACACAGAGUCACGGACAGUAGAUGAUUAGUCGUUUCAAGGUGUUUUAGAGUAAUUCAAAGAAAGGUUCAAGGUUCCCACAUGGGACCCUCUUACACGAUACCGUCUUCCAACUACACGGGAGAGUUUACCUAUCCCCAGUUUCCUCCCCCAUGUGCUGCCCUUCUGGCAGCUUGUUACCUUGACUUCCACCAGUUCCUCCCCCAGUCCGUGCCUUCUGGGCAGCGUUGUACUUAACUUCCCCCAGUCUCCACAUGUGCGCCUUCUGGCAGCUUGUUACCUUACUUCCCCAGUCCUCCCCAUGUGCUGCCUUUGGCACUUGUUUCCUAUCUUCCCCAGUUCACACCAUGUGCGGCCUUCUGGCAGCUUGUUACCUACUUCCCCCAGUCCGUCCCCAGUCCUCUGCCCUUCGGCAGCUUGUUACCUGUACUUCCCGAGUCCUCCCCCAUGUGCUGGCCUUCUGGCAGCUUGUUACCUUACUUCCCCCAGUCCUCCCCCAUGUGCUGCCCUUCUGGCAGCUUGUUACCUUACUUCCCCCAGUCCUCCCCCAUGUGCUGCCCUUCUGGCAGCUUGUUACCUUACUUCCCCCAGUCCUCCCCCAUGUGCUGCCCUUCUGGCAGCUUGUUACCUUACUUCCCCAUCCUCCCCCAUGUGCUGCCCUUCUGGCAGCUUGUUACCUUACUUCCCCCAGUCCUCCCCCAUGUGCUGCCCUUCUGGCAGUUUGUUACCUUACUUCCCCCAGUCCUCCCCCAGUCCUCUGCCCUUCUGGCAGCUUGUUACCUUACUUCCCCCAGUCCUCCCCCAGUCCUCUGCCCUUCUGGCAGCUUGUUACCUUACUUCCCCCAGUCCUCCCCCAGUCCUCUGCCCUUCUGGCAGCUUGUUACCUUACUUCCCCCAGUCCUCCCCCAGUCCUCUGCCCUUCUGGCAGCUUUAUGGGCCUUGCACAGCUGGUGAGCAAUCCGCCCUUAAUUACUCACCAGCUCCCAAUCAGCCCCAAUUAGUCCUGUCUGGGAGCCCGUCGAGACCUGGCACGUCCAGCAGAUGGAGCCACCGCCUCGUGAUGUAUACUCCAUCUGUUACCAGGCCUCGACGAGUCUCCCCCUGGUGGCUGACCUGCUGUACGCCCCCCCCACCCCCCCACACCCAGGGGGGGAGUGGAGGGGACAGUCAUCAGUGCAACGUCUGUCUCCCUUCUCGAUAGGGCAGCCGCGUUUCCAUGCUUCGCCCCUGACCUGUGCACAAUAGAAAAAGAGAAGCGUUGAAGGGACAAGAACCACCUGGUGACCCAAUCUUUUGUUGGUACCUAACAGGUAAUACUUGAGUGUCUAGUGCCCACUUCACCGCCAGACACUCUUUCUCAACAAUAGAGUAUUUUUUUUCUCUGGGUAUCAGCUUUCGGCUGAUGUACAUGAUGGGGUGCUCCUGGGACAGAACGGCCCCUGUCCCGUAUCACAUGCAUCCGUCUGGACCACCAUCGGCACCUGGAAAUAUGGGCGUUACGAGAAUCGGAUGCGAGCACAGCGCUUCAUUCAGACAGCUGAACGCCGCUUCUGUCUCGUCCGUCCAUUUCACUGUUUUCGGGAGGCGGGCCCUGGUUAGAUCUGUAAGGGGGGAAGCUAUAGCCGCAAAGUUGGGGAUAAACCGGCUAUAGUCUCCUGCCAGUCCCAGGAAGGACUUGACCUGUGUCUUGGUGCGUGGAACGGGCCAGUCACGUACCGCGUGAACCUUCCUCUCCUGGGGUUUGACGUUCCCCCGUCCGAUCAAGUAACCCAGGUACUCCACCUCCUCGAACCCUAGCUUGCAUUUCUUGGGGUUUGCGGUCAACCCGGCUUGUCUGUGCGCGUCCAGCACCGCCUGGAGGCGCGUCAGGUGCUCCUCCCAAACUCGGCUGUGGGUGAUAUCGUCCAGAUAGGCCACUGCGUACUGCUGGUGGGGUCGAAGCACCGCGUUCAUCAGUCGCUGGAAUGUGGAGACCGAACGGGAGCACCCGGUACUGGUACAGACCGUCUGGUGUCGAGAACGCCGUCUUCUCCCGGGAGGAGGCUGCCAAUGGUACCUGCCAAUAUCCUUUGGUCAGGUCAAGGGUGCUGAUGUACCGGGCCUUUCCCAAUCGGUCGAUUAGCUCGUCCACCCUCGGUAUGGGGUAGGCGUCGAAUACACUUAUGUCAUUCACACCCCGGAAAUCAUUACAGAAGCGUAGGCUACCGUCCGGUUUGGGCACCAACACGAUGGGGCUACACCAUGCACUGUGGGACUCUUAAACGACCCCCAUCCUCAGCAUAGCCUCCACUUCUUGUAUCACAGCCUUCCGUCGGGCCUCCGGAAUUCGAUACGGCCUCUUUCUUACCGUUUCCCCGGGCCGGUUAUGGAUGUGGUGUUCAAUGAGGCCCAGCUUAUUGGGGAGAACACCGCCGUGUUCCAGUCGACAAGCUCCCAGAGCUCUUGCUUCUGGGCCGGGUCGAGGUCCUCACUGCAUGGGACCACCACUGGUACUGUUGGUGUCCUGGGUCCCGACCGUAACACGGACAAGGCUGUCCUCUCCUGCCUCCUCUUCAACAGGUUCACGUGGUAAAUCUGUUGAGAUUUCAGUUUCUUGACAGGUCCCGGUUUCUCAACCACCUUGUAUUGUCCGUGUCAUGUUGCCAGGAACUUACUUUCGGCCGUGGGGAUCAACACCAACACCCUGUCUCCCACCUGGAAUUCUCAGGGCUGGGCUCCCCGAUUGUAGACCUGGGUUUGGGCGCGUUGGGCCUUCUCCAUAUGUUCCCUCACGACUGGCCAUUGGCUGUCAUCCGCUCCCCCAUCAUCUCCACAUGCUCUACCACACUGCGUAAGGGGGUCGGUUGGGCUUCCCACACCUCCUUGGCGAGGUCCAGUAGGCCACGUGGCCUCCUCCCGUAGAGGAGUUCAAACGGGGAAAACCCAGUGGAGGCCUGGGGUACUUCUCAGAUUGAGAACAUUAGGUGGGGUAGUAGCUGGUCCCAGUUCUUCCCGUCCUGCUCGAUGACCUUCCGCAGCAUCUGUUUGAGCGUUUUGUUAAAGUGCUCGACGAGCCCAUCCUUCUGCGGGUGAAAAACGGAGGUCCGGAUCUGCUUGAUCUGCAUGAGGGCACACAACUCUUUCAUAAGGCGGGACAUAAACUCUGUACCUUGGUCUGUCAGGAUCUCGUUUGGGAUGCCCACCCGGCUAAAGAGGUGGAACAGCUCCCGGGCGAUUCCCUUGGAUACCGCCGCCCGUAGGGAAAUGGCCUCGGGAUACCGGGUGGCAUAGUCUACUAUUACCAGGGAUCCCACUAUGUCCAUGGCGAUGUGUUCAAAGGGCACCCCGAUGAUCGGCAGGGAAACCAGAGGGUUUCAGAAGUGUGCUUUCGGUGCAGUGAGUUUACACUCCAGGCAGCUGCGACAGUAGUCUUCCACGGCACUCCUCAUCCCGGGCCAGUGGAACCAGGCGACGACCAGUUCCCGGGUCUUCUCCAUUCCCAGGUGGGUGUGGGCCAGCUGAAGAAUGGUUUCUACGUACCGUCGGGGCAGCAACAAUACCUCUCAAAGUUUCCCCUGAUACAAAAGGUUAUUCUUAAUUUGGAAAUGGGGGUAUCGCCAGUCACUCACCCCCGGAAGUAGCUGUCCAUCCACCGCUAUCACUUGGGCUGCGGCAGCUUUCAUAUUCGGAUCCUCCCACUGGGCCGUCCCGAAUUGUCCCCUUAGUUGGCCCCCAACGGGGGUCUCGACUGGCCCCUCGAAAAAUGUGGAUCCUCCCACUGGGCCGGCUCGUAUCUUUUUUUUUUCAACUCGUGCCCCCAUAGGGCCGCGAACAGAGGACAAUCCCAUCCCACUAGGAUAGGUACCGGCAGCUCUGGUACUGCCCCCACCAUCAUCUGGCAGCUCCCUGGUGUCACAUUGUUGGUCCAUACGGCGGGAUACUGCUUUGUGUCACCGUGAACACAGGAAACUGACAUCUCCCUACCCCGUUCGGUCUCCUGGUUCAGCAGGCUCGUGGUUAUGAGCGUAACCAUGCUUCCGGAGUCUAAUAGCGCUUCCAUGUCGUGUCCGUCAACCUUCACUGGGACCAUGGGUGCAGUUGAUUCAUGGUGCGCCCAACAGGAGGUGACAUAGUUCAAGGCGUGACCCACCUGGCCUCCGGUGCUAGCUGAUGGCAUCAACUUUCCUUGAGCAGGGCAAUGUCCCCGGCGCCACACUCAUUCUCAGUGGUGGGGUUGUCCUUCCGUCCCCUCGCACAGGUCGCUGACUCGUCCCGGCUCCCCCUCAGUAGGGCCUGAGUGUUCUGAUGCAUCUCCACUGCUUCCAGGAGGCCCUCCAAGGUCUGGGGCGUGCAUAGGCUCGCUGCCCUCUUCAUGUCGUGGGGUAGUGCCCGUACGAAGCGAUCCAGAACCACUUUGUCGAGGAGGGAGAGGGUGGAUACGUCGGUUAGGAGCCAUGCCCUGGUGACACGCAGAAGGUCGCUCAUCUGGGCUCGGGGGGGAUGCGUCGGGUACAAACCUCCAGUCGUGGAACCGUUGAGCCCGAUGGGCCAGGCUGUACCCGUAGCGGCUGAGUAUCUCCCGUUUGAGUCCGUCGUAGUUAGCUGCCUGUUCGUCAUUCAGGUCCCAAUACGCCUUUUGGGCAUUCCAGGUGACCACCUCAUGAAGCUGGUUGAGAGAAUGCCAAGAUUGUGCAAAGCUGUCAUCAAGGCACAGGGUGGCUAUUUGAAGAAUCUCAAAUAUAGAAUAUAUUUUGAUUUGUUUAACACUUUUUUGGUUACUACAUGAUUUCAUAUGUGCUAUUUCAUAGUUUUGAUGUCUUAACUAUUAUUCUACAAUGUAGAAAAUAGUAAAAAUAAAGAAAAACCCUUGAAUGAGUAGGUGUGUCCAAACUUUUGACUGGUACUGUAUGUAAAUGAUAUAUGUCUGUACUUCAUUUUGACAACUCCAUUGUGUCCUCCUCCCAGAGUGCAAAGAACCUUGGCGUGACCCUGGACAAUACCCUGUCGUUCUCCGCUAACAUCAAGGCGGUGACCCGAUCCUGUAGGUUCAUGCUCUACAACAUUCACAGAGUACGACCCUGCCUUACACAGGAAGCGGCACAGGUCCUAAUCCAGGCACUUGUCAUCUCCCGUCUGGAUUACUGCAACUCGCUGUUUGCUGGGCUCCCUGCCUGUGCCAUUAAACCCCUUCAACUUAUCCAGAACGCUGCAGCCUGUCUGGUGUUCAACCUUCCCAAGUUCUCUCAUGUCACCCCGCUCCUCCGCACACUCCACUGGCUUCCAGUUGAGGCUCGCAUCAUGUGUUUGUCUGUGUGUGUGCGUGUAUUUGUGGUUGGGAUGUGAGAGUGUGGGUAGAGUCCAGUGUGUGGGUAGAGUCCAGUGUGUGUGCAUGGAGUCAGUGCAAGAGAGUUAGUGAAAAAAAGGGUCAAUGCAGGUAGUCCUGGUAGCUAUUUGAUUAGCUAUUUAGCAGUCUUGUUUAGCAGUCUUAUGACUUGGGGGUAGAAGCUGUUCAGGGUCCUGUUGUUUCCAGAUUUUGUGCACUGGUACCGCUUGCCAUGCAGUAGCAGAGAGAACAGUCUAUGACUGGGUUGGCUGGAGUCUUUGACCAUUUUUUUUUUUACCUUUCACUAACACCACCUGGUAUAGAGGUCCUGGAUAGCAUGGAGCUUGGCCCAGUGAUGUACUGGGCCGUACGCACGACCCUCUGUAGCGUCUUACGGUCGGAUGCCAAACAGUUGCCAUACCAAGCGGUGAUGCAGCCAGUCAAGAUGCUUUCACUGGUGCAGCUGUAGAACUUGUUGACGAUCUGAGGGCCCAUGCAAAUCUUUUCAGCCUCCUGAGGGGGAAGAGGCGCUGUCGUGCCCUCUUCACACGGCCAGGUCUCUGACCUCCUCCCUAUAGGCUGUCUCAUCGUCGUCGGUGAUCAGGCCUACCACUGUUGUGUUGUCAGCAAACUUAAUGAUGGUGUUGGAGUCGUGCCUGGCCAUGCAGUCGUGGGUGAACAGGGAGUACAGGAGGGGACUGAGCACGCACCCCUGAGGGGCCCCCGUGUUGAUGAUCAGUGUGGCAGAUGUGUUGUUGCCUACCCUUACCACCUGGGGGCGGCCCGUCAGGAAGUCCAGGAUCCAGUUGCAGAGGGAUGUGUUUAGUCCCAGGGUCCUGAGCUUUGUGAUGAGCUUGGAGGGCACUUUGGUGUUGAACGCUGAGCUGUAGUCAAUUAAUAGCAUUCUCAUGUAGGUCUUCCUUUUGUCCAGGUGGGAAAGAGCAGUGUGGAGUGCAAUAGAGAUUGUGUCAUCUGUGGAUCUGUUGUGGUGGUAUAGGAAUUGGAGUGGGUCUAGGGUGUCUGGGAUAAUGGUGUUGAUGUGAGCCAUGACCAGCCUUUCAAAGCAUUCAUGGCUGUAGAUGUGAGUGCUACGGUGCGAUAGUCAUUUAGACAGGUUACCUUGGUGUUCUUGGGCACAGGGACUAUGGUGGUCUGCUUGAAACAUGUAGGUAUUACAGACCGGGUCAGGGAGAGGUUGAACAUGUCAGUGAAGACACUUACCAGCUGCUCUGAGUAUGUAUCCUGAUAAUCCGUCUGGCCCACGCUCUGUAAUCCGUCUGGCCCAUGAGCUGUAAUCCGUCUGGCCCAUGCUCUGUGAUCCGUCUGGUCCAUGCUCUGUAUUCCUUCUGGGCCAUGCUCUGUGAUCUGUCUGGCCCAUGCUCUGUAAUCUGUCUGGCCCAUGCUCUGUGAUCCGUCUGGCCCAUGCUCUGUAAUCCUUCUGGCCCAUGCUCUGUAAUCCUUCUGGGCCAUGCUCUGUAAUCCGUCUGGCCAUGCUCUGUAUUCCGUCUGGCCCAUGCUCUGUAAUCCAUCUGGGCCAUGCUAUGUAAUCCGUCUGGCCAUGCUCUGUAAUCCGUCUGGCCCAUGCUCUGUAAUCUGUCUGGCCCAUGCGCUGCAAUCCAUCUGGGCCAUGCUCUGUAAUCCGUCUGGCCCAUGCGCUGUAAUCCGUCUGGCCCAUGCUCUGUAAUCUGUCUGGCCCAUGUUCUGUAAUCCGUCUGGCCCAUGCUCUGUAAUCUCUCUGGCCCAUGCUCUGUAAUCCGUCUGGCCCAUUGAAAUAACGUUGUGAUAUUGUUGUAUGGUGGUAUUAUACAUUUUGCAUUGUAGAUAUGUAGUGGUGUGAUAAUGUUAUAUGAUGCACUGUUUUAUAUUUUGUUUUAUGUUUGAUGUAAGUGCCAGGAAGAGUAGCUGCUGCCUUGACAGGAACUAAUGGGGAUCCAUAAUAAACCCCUGGAAGAGUAGCUGCUGCCUUGGCAGGAACUAAUGGGGAUCCAUAAUAAACCCCAGGAAGAGUAGCUGCUGCCUUGACAGGAACUAAUGGGGAUCCAUAAUAAACCCCAGGAAGAGUAGCUGGUAACUUGGCAGGAACUAAUGGGGAUCCAUAAUAAACCCCAGGAAGAGUAGCUGCUGCCUUGGCAGGAACUAAUGGGGAUCCUUAGUAAACCCCAGGAAGAGUAGCUUCUGCCUUGGCAGGAACUAAUGGGGAUCCAUAAUAAACCCCAGGAAGAGUAGCUGCUGCCUUGGCAGGAACUAAUGGGGAUCCAUAAUAAACCCCAGGAAGAGUAGCUGCUGCCUUGGCAGGAACUAAUGGGGAUUCAUAAUAAACCCCAGGAAGAGUAGCUGCUGCCUUGGCAGGAACUAAUGGGGAUACAUAAUAAACCCCAGGAAGAGUAGCUGCUGCCUUGGCAGGAACUAAUGGGGAUCCAUAAUAAACCCCAGGAAUAGUAGCUGGUAACUUGGCAGGAACUAAUGGGGAUCCAUAAUAAACCCCAGGAAGAGUAGCGUCCGCCUUGGCAGGAACUAAUGGGGAUCCAUAAUAAACCCCAGGAAUAGUAGCUGCUGCUGCCUUGGCAGGAACUAAUGGGGAUUCGUAAUAAACCCCAGGAAGAGUAGCUGCUGCCUUGGCAGGAACUAAUGGGGAUCCAUAAUAAACCCCAGGAAGAGUAGCCGCUGCCUUCACAGGAACUAAUGGGGAUCCAUAAUAAACCCCAGGAAGAGUAGCUGCUGCCUUGGCAGGAACUAAUGGGGAUCCAUAAUAAACCCCAGGAAGAGUAGCUGCUGCCUUGACAGGAACUAAUGGGGAUCCAUAAUAAACCCCAGGAAGAGUAGCUGCUGCCUUGGCAGGAACUAAUGGGGAUCCAUAAUAAACCCCAGGAAGAGUAGCUGCUGCCUUGGCAGGAACUAAUGGGGAUCCAUAAUAAACCCCAGGAAGAGUAGCUGCUGCCUUGACAGGAACAAAUGGGGAUCCAUAAUAAACCCCAGGAAGAGUAGCUGCUGCCUUGGCAGGAACUAAUGGGGAUCCAUAAUAAACCCCAGGAAGAGAAGCUACUGCCUUGGCAGGAACUAAUGGGGAUCCAUAAUAAACCCCAGGAAGAGUAGCUGCUGCCUUGGCAGGAACUAAUGGGGAUCCAUAAUAAACCCCAGGAAGAGAAGCUACUGCCUUGGCAGGAACUAAUGGGGAUCCAUAAUAAACCCCAGGAAGAGUAGCUGCUGCCUUGGCAGGAACUAAUGGGGAUCCAUAAUAAACCCCAGGAAGAGUAGCUGCUGCCUUGGCAGGAACUAAUGGGGUGCCAUAAUAAACCCCAGGAAGAGUAGCUGCUGCCUUGGCAGGAACUAAUGGGGAUCCAUAAUAAACCCCAGGAAGAGUAGCUGCUGCCUUGGCAGGAACUAAUGGGGAUCCAUAAUAAACCCCAGGAAUAGUAGCUUCCGCCUUGUCAAGAACUAAUGGGGUGCCAUAAUAAACCCCAGGAAGAGUAGCUGCUGCCUUGGCAGGAACUAAUGGGGAUCCAUAAUAAACCCCAGGAAGAGUAGCUGCUGCCUUUGCAGGAACUAAUGGGGAUCCAUAAUAAACCCCAGGAAGAGUAGCUGCUGCCUUGGCAGGAACUAAUGGGGAUCCAUAAUAAACCCCAGGAAGAGUAGCUGCCGCCUUGGCAGGAACUAAUGGGGAUCCAUAAUAAACCCCAGGAAGAGUAGCUGCCGCCUUGGCAGGAACUAAUGGGGAUCCAUAAUAAACCCCAGGAAUAGUAGCUGCUGCCUUGGCUGGAACUCAUGGGGAUCCAUAAUAAACCCCAGGAAGAGUAGCUGCUGCCUUGGCAGGAACUAAUGGAGAUCCAUAAUAAACCCCAGGAAGAGUAGCUGCUGCCUUGGCAGGAACUAAUGGGGAUCCAUAAUAAACCCCAGGAAGAGUAGCUUCUGCCUCGGCAGGAACUAAUGGGGAUCCAUAAUAAACCCCAGGAAGAGUAGCUGCUGCCUUGGCAGGAACUAAUGGGGAUCCAUAAUAAACCCCAGGAAUAGUAGCUGGUAACUUGGCAGGAACUAAUGGGGAUCCAUAAUAAACCCCAGGAAGAGUAGCUGCUGCCUUGGCAGGAACUAAUGGGGAUCCAUAAUAAACCCCAGGAAGAGAAGCUACUGCCUUGGCAGGAACUAAUGGGGAUCCAUAAUAAACCCCAGGAAGAGUAGCUGCUGCCUUGGCAGGAACUAAUGGGGAUCCAUAAUAAACCCCAGGAAGAGAAGCUACUGCCUUGGCAGGAACUAAUGGGGAUCCAUAAUAAUCCCCAGGAAGAGUAGCUGCUGCCUUGGCAGGAACUAAUGGGGAUCCAUAAUAAACCCCAGGAAGAGUAGCUGCUGCCUUGGCAGGAACUAAUGGGGUGCCAUAAUAAACCCCAGGAAGAGUAGCUGCUGCCUUGGCAGGAACUAAUGGGGAUCCAUAAUAAACCCCAGGAAGAGUAGCUGCUGCCUUGGCAGGAACUAAUGGGGAUCCAUAAUAAACCCCAGGAAUAGUAGCUUCCGCCUUGUCAAGAACUAAUGGGGUGCCAUAAUAAACCCCAGGAAGAGUAGCUGCUGCCUUGGCAGGAACUAAUGGGGAUCCAUAAUAAACCCCAGGAAGAGUAGCUGCUGCCUUUGCAGGAACUAAUGGGGAUCCAUAAUAAACCCCAGGAAGAGUAGAUGCUGCCUUGGCAGGAACUAAUGGGGAUCCAUAAUAAACCCCAGGAAGAGUAGCUGCCGCCUUGGCAGGAACUAAUGGGGAUCCAUAAUAAACCCCAGGAAGAGUAGCUGCCGCCUUGGCAGGAACUAAUGGGGAUCCAUAAUAAACCCCAGGAAGAGUAGCUGCUGCCUUGGCUGGAACUAAUGGGGAUCCAUAAUAAACCCCAGGAAGAGUAGCUGCUGCCUUGGCAGGAACUAAUGGGGAUCCAUAAUAAACCCCAGGAAUAGUAGCUGGUAACUUGGCAGGAACUAAUGGGGAUCCAUAAUAAACCCCAGGAAGAGUAGCUGCUGCCUCGGCAGGAACUAAUGGGGAUCCAUAAUAAACCCCAGGAAGAAUAGCUGCUGAGUAGACACAACGCUAGCAAAUGCACGUACCUUGUAAUAUUGUUGUAUGGUGGUCCUCUGUAGGACUCUCUCUGCGUCUGCUAAAUGGCAUAUUAUUAUUAUUAUCAUACAUUUACACACCGUAACCCAUAAUGACAAAGCAAAAACAGGUUUUUGGAAAUUUCUGCAAACAAAAUCAAAACGAACAAUGAAAUAUCACAUAUUUACAUAAGUAUUCAGACCCUUUACUCAGUACUUUGUUGAAGCACCUUUGGCAGCAAUUACAGCCUUGAGUCUUCUUGGGUAUGACACUACAAGCUUGGCACACCUGUAUUUGGGGAGUUUCUCCCAUUCUUCUCUGCAGAUCCUCUCAAGCUCUGUCAGGUUGGAUGGGGAGCGUCUCUGCACAGCUAUUUUCAGGUCUCUCCAGCGAUGUUCGAUCGGGUUCAAGUCCGGGCUCUGGCUGGGCCACCCAGGGACAUUCAGAGACUUGUCCCGAAGCCACUCCUGCGUUGUCUUGGCUGUGUUCUUCGGGUCGUUGUCCUGUUGGAAGGUGAACCUAGAGCAGGUUUUCAUCAAGGAUGUUUACGUUUACGUUUACGUUUACAUUUACGUCAUUUAGCAGACGCUCUUAUCCAGAGCCACUUACAAAUUGGUGCAUUCACCCUAUAGCCAGUGGGAUAACCACUUUACAAUUAUUAUUAUUAUUAUUAUUAUUUUUAUUUUUUUGGGGGGGUGGGGGUAGAAGGAUUACUUUAUCCUAUCCCAGGUAUUCCUUAAAGAGGUGGGGUUUCAAAUGUCUUCGGAAGGUGGUGAGUGACUCCGCUGUCCUGGCGCCGUGUGGGAGCUUGUUCCACCAUUGGGGUGCCAGAGCAGCGAACAGUUUUGACUGGGCUGAGCGGGAACUAUGCUUCCGCAGAGGAAGGGGAGCCAGCAGGCCACAGGUGGAUGAACGCAAUGCCCUCGUUUGGGUGUAGGGACUGAUCAGAGCCUGAAGGUACGGAGGUGGUCCUCUGUAGCUCAGCUGGUAGAGCACGGCGCUUGUAACGCCAAGGUAGUGGGUUCGAUCCCCGGGACCACCCAUACACAAAAAUGUAUGCACGCAUGACUGUAAGUCGCUUUGGAUAAAAGCGUCUGCUAAAUGGCAUAUUAUUAUUAUUAUUAUUAGGUGUCGUUCCCCUCACAGCUCCAUAGGCAAGCACCAUGGUCUUGUAACAGAUGCGAGCUUCAACUGGAAGCCAGUGGAGUGUGCGGAGGAGCGGGGUGACGUGAGAGAACUUGGGAAGGUUGAUGUCUCUGUACUUUGCUCCGUUCAUCUUUCCCUCGAUCCUGACUAGUCUCACAGUCCGUUCUGCUGAAAAACAUUCCCACAAUAUAAUUUUGCCACGACCAUGCUUCACCGUAGGGAUGGUGCCAGGUUUCCUCCAGACGUGACACUUGGCAUUCAGGCCAAAGAGUUCAAUCUUGGUUUCAUCAGACCAGAGAAUCUUGUUUCUCAUGGUCUGAGAGUCCUUUAGGUGCCUUUUGGCAAACUCCAAGCGGGCUGUCAUGUGUCUUUUUACUCACCUCCCUGACCAAGACCUUUCUCCCCGGAUUGCUCAGUUUUGCCGGGCGGCCAGCUCUAGGAAGAGUCUUGGUGGUUCCAAACUUCUUCCAUUUAAGAAUGAUGGAGGCCACUGUGUUCUUGGGGACCUUCAAUGCUGCAGACAUUUUUUCGUACCUUUCCCCAGAUCUGUGCCUCGACAUAAUCCUGUCUCGGGGCUCUACAGACAAUUCCUUCAACCUCUUGGCUUGGUUUUUGCUCUGACAUGCACUGUCAACUGUGGGACCUUAUAUAGACAGGUGUUGGCCUUUCCAAAUAAUGUCCAAUCAAUUGAAUUUACCCUAGGUAGACUCCAUUCUAGUUGUAAAAACAUCUCAAGGAUGAUCAAUGGAAGCAGGAUGCACCUGAGCUCAAUUUCAAGUCGCAUAGCAAAGAGUCUGAAUACUUAUGUAAAUGAGGUAUUUCUGUUUUUUAUUUGUAAAUGUUAAAACAAUUCUAAAAACCUGUUUUCACUUUGUUAUUAUGGGAUAUUGUGUGUAGAUUGAUGAGGAUUCUUAUAUAUUUAAUCCAUUUUAGUUUAAGGCUUUAAUGUAUAUCAAAAUGUGUGAAAAGGGAAGGGGUCUGAAUACUUUCCGAAUGCACGUUAUGUGGUGGUGUGACAGUGUUAUCUGAUGUAUUGUUUUAUCUUUUGUUUUAUGUGUAAUGUAAGUGCCUUAAUGUGUUUUGGACCCCAGGGAGAGUAGCUGCUGCCUUGGCAGGAACUAAUGGGGAUCCCUAGUAAAAUGCAAAUACAAAUAAUUUAAGCUGUAGAGAAAAGAAAUCAAAUAAUAAUAAUAAGAAAUAUGUAAGAAAUCUAUAGUUGUGCUUUGCUUUGUAGCUACUGUGUCAAUGGCUAUCUUUAUCUAUCUAUAUAUUACUAACUAUAGCUCUGUUAUCUGUACUCAAUGGCUAUCUGUAUCUAUCUAUAUAUUACUAACUAUAGCUCUGUUAUCUGUACUCAAUGGCUAUCUUUAUCUAUCUAUAUAUUACUAACUAUAGCUCUGUUAUCUGUACUCAAUGGCUAUCUUUAUCUAUCUAUAUAUUACUAACUAUAGCUCUGUUAUCUGUACUCAAUGGCUAUCUUUAUCUAUCUAUAUAUUACUAACUAUAGCUCUGUUAUCUGUACUCAAUGGCUAUCUUUAUCUAUCUAUAUAUUACUAACUAUAGCUCUGUUAUCUGUACUCAAAGGUCUUCAGCUCUCUCUGUGGAGACACUUGGAGGGGGCGGAGGCUAUUAAUAGCCUGUAAGUUGAAGUUGAAUAAUGGAUGGCAGCACUCUCUCUCACUAUCAAUUCAAUUUCAAAGGGCUUUAUUGGCAUGGGAAACAUGUAUUUACAUUGCCAAAGCAAGAUUUUGUUUUAAUUGAUAUUAACAUUAAAUAUUGCACUCACAAAGGUUUCAAAAAGAUAAAGACAUUUCAAGUGUUAUAUUAUCAGCUAGUGUUUUAGCAUAGUUGUAGUACGGGAAAAUAAAUAAACAAUCAAUAGAGUCAAUGGGAAAUAACAGUAGGGAGGCUAUAUACAGGGGGUACCGGUACAGAGUCAAUGGGAAAUAACAGUAGGGAGGCUAUAUACAGGGGGGUACCGGUACAGAGGCAAUGGGAAAUAACAGUAGUGAGGCUAUAUACAGGGGGGUACCGGUACAGAGUCAAUGGGAAAUAACAGUAGGGAGGCUAUAUACAGGGGGUACCGGUACAGAGUCAAUGGGAAAUAACAGUAGGGAGGCUAUAUACAGGGGGGUACCGGUACAGAGUCAAUGUGUAAUAACAGUAGGGAGGCUAUAUACAGGGGGUACCGGUACCGAGUCAAUGGGCUGGGGGCUAUAUACAGGGGGUACCGGUACAGAGUCAAUGGGCUGGGGGCUAUAUACAGGGGGUACCGGUACAGAGUCAAUGGGCUGGGGGCUAUAUACAGGGGGUACCGGUACAGAGUCAAUGGGCUGGGGGCUAUAUACAGGGGGUACCGGUACCGAGUCAAUGGGCUGGGGGCUAUAUACAGGGGGUACCGGUACAGAGUCAAUGUGCACACAGGUUAGUUGAGGUAAUUGAGGUAAUAUGUACAUGUAGGUAGAGUUAUUAAAGUGACUAUGCAUAGAUAAUAAACAGAGAGUAUCAGCAGCAUAAAAGAGGGGAGGGGGGGGGGGGGGGGGGGGUUAAUGCAAAUAGUCUGGGUAGCCAUUUGAUUAGAUGUUCAGGACUUGGUGCUCCGGUACCGCUUGCCGUGCGGUAGCAGAGAGGACAGUUUAUUACUAGGGUGGCUGGAGUCUUUGACAAUUUUGAGGGCCUUCCUCUGACACCGCCUGAUAUAGAGGUCCUGGAUUGCAGGAAGCUUGGCCCCAUUGAUGUACUGGGCCGGUAGGUUUUAAUAGUCACAGUCGGCACAACAUCAACUAUACACUUCCUGAUAAAUUCAGUCACGGUUUCAGUGUAUUCUUCUAAAUUAUUUUCGCAAGCUACCCGGAACAUAUCCCAGUCCGCGUGAUUAAAACAACCUUGAAGCGUGGAUUCCGAUUGGUCAGACCAGCGUUGAAUAUUCCUUAGCAUGUGUACUUCCUGUUUGAGUUUCUGCCUAUAGGAAGGGAGGAGCAAAAUGGAGUCAUGGUCAGAUUUGCUGAAAGGAGGGUGGGGGAGGGCCUUAUAACCAACCUGGAAGUUCGAAUAGCAAUGGUCGAGGAUUUUAGCAGCGUGAGUACAGCAGUCGAUAUGUUGAUAGAACUUUAGCAGCCUAGUCCUGAAAUUUGCUUUGUUAAAAUCCCCGGCUACAAUACAUGCAGCCUCAGGAUAUGUGGUUUCCAGUUUGCAUAAGGUUCAGUGAAGUUCUUUGAGGGCCGUCGUGGUUUCGGCUUGAGGGGGGAUAUACACUACCGAUCAAAAGUUUUAGAACACCUACUCAUUCAAUGGUUUUUCUUUAUUUUUACUAUUUUUUACAUUGUAGAAUAAUAGUGUAGACAUCAAAAUUAUGAAAUAACACAUAUGGAAUCAUGUAGUAACCAAAAAAGUGUUAAACAAAUCAAAAUAUAUUUUAUAUUUGAGAUUCUUCAAAUAGCCACCUUUUGCCUUGAUGGCAGCUUUGCACACUCUUGGCAUUCUCUCAACCAGUUUCAUGAGGUAGUCACCUGGAAUGCAUUUCAAUUAACAGGUGUGCCUUCUUAAAAGUUAAUUUGUGGAAUGUCUUUCCUUCUUAAUGCGUUUGAGCCAAUCAGAAGAUAGCCCUAUUUGGUAAAAGACCAAGUCCAUAUUAUGGCAAGAACAGCUCAAAUAAUUAAAGAGAAACGACAGUCCGUCAUUACUUUUAAGACAUGAAGGUCAGUCAAUCCGGAACAUUUCAAGAACUUUGAACGUUUCUUCAAGUGCAGUCGCAAAAACCAUCAAGCGCUAUGAUGAAACUGGCUCUCAUGAGGACCACCACAGGAAUGGAAGACCCAGAGUUACCUCUGCUCAGAGGAUAAGUUCAUUAGAGUUACCAGCCUCAGAAAUUGCAGCCCAAAUAAAUGCUUCACAGAGUUCAAGUAACAAACACAUCUCAACAGGAGACUACCUGAAUCAGGCCUUCAUGGUCAAAUUGCUGAAAAGAAACCACUACUAAAGGACACCAAUAAGAAGAAGAGACUUGCUUGGGCCAAGAAACACGAGCAAUGGACAUUAGACCGGUGGAAAUUUGUCCUUUGGUCUGGAGUCCAAAUUUGAGAUUUUUGGUUCCAACCGCUGUGUCUUUGUGAGACACGUGUGGGUGAACGGAUGAUCUAUGCAUUUCCCACCGUAAAGCAUGGAGGAGGAGGUGUUAUGGUGUGGUGGUGCUUUGCUGGUGACAUUGUCUGUGAUUUAUUUAGAAUUCAAGACACACUUAACCAUCAUGGCUACCACAGCAUUCUGCAGCAAUAAUCUAUCGUAUCUAUCUGCGAUACGUCAUCUCAUCUGGAUUGGGCUUAGUGGGACUAUCUUUGGUUUUUCAACAGGACAAUGACCUAACACACCUCCAGGCUGUGUAAGGGCCAUUUUACCAAGAAGGAGAGUGAUGGAGUGCUGCAUCAGAUGACCUGACCUCCACAAUCCCCCGACCUCAACCAUAUUGAGAUGGUCUGGGAUGAGUCGGACCGCUGAGUGAAGGAAAAGCAGCCAACAAGUGCUAAGCAUAUGUGGGAACUCCUUCAAGACUGUUGGAAAAGCAUUCUAGGUGAAGCUGGUUGAGAGAAUGCCAAGAGUGUGCAAAGCUGUCAUCAAGGCAAAGGGUGGCUAUUUGAAGUAUCUAAAAUAUGAAAUAUUUUUGAUUUGUUUAACACUUUUUUGGUUACUACAUGAUUCCAUAUGUGUUAUUUCAUAGUUUUGAUGUCUUCACUAUUAUUCUACAAUGUAGAAAAUAGUAAAAAUAAAGAAAAACCCUUGAAUGAGUAGGUGUUCUAAAACUUUUGACCGGUAGUGUACACAGCUGUUACUAUAACUGAAGAAAAUUAUCUUGGGUACAAUACACAACCAUGGACAAUACACAAUACAAUACUGUACAAUACAAUACACAAUGUACAAUACACAAUACUGUACAAUAUACAAUACUGUACAUAACACAAUACACAAUAUUGCAAUAUCACUCAGAGAGAUCAUAUCAUAUCACUCAGUAUGUUCCUGUUAUAAUGCUGCUCUUGAGUCAGCCAGCCAGCCAGCUGCAUGGAGCAGCAUUAUCCUCUUUAAUCUAUAAUGACAUCCUUUCAGCAGAGCAUCACACCUGAUAUGUUCCAUUCUACUUCAGAAGGAGACCACCGAGGGAGGGGUGUCUGGGCCUGGAGACCACAGAGGGAGGGGUGUCUGUCUAGACCUGGAGACCACAGAGGGAGGGGUGUCUGUCUAGACCUGGAGACCACAGAGGGAGGGGUGUCUGGGCCUGGAGACCACAGAGGGAGGGGUGUCUGGGCCUGGAGACCACAGAGGGAGGGGUGUCUGGGCCUGGAGAACACAGAGGGAGGGGUGUCUGUCUAGACCUGGAGACCACAGAGGUAGGGGUGUCUGGGCCUGGAGACCACAGAGGGAGGGGUGUCUGUCUAGACCUGGAGACCACAGAGGUAGGGGUGUCUGGGCCUGGAGACCACAGAGGGAGGGGUGUCUGGGCCUGGAGACCACCGAGGGAGGGGUGUCUGGGCCUGGAGACCACCGAGGGAGGGGUGUCUGGGCCUGGAGACCACAGAGGGAGGGGUGUCUGGGCCUGGAGACCACAGAGGUAGGGUGUCUGGGCCUGGAGACCACAGAGGGAGGGUGUUGGGCCUGGAGACACCGAGGGAGGGGUGUCUGGGCCUGGAGACCACAGAGGGAGGGGUGUCUGUCUAGACCUGGAGACCACAGAGGGAGGGGUGUCUGGGCCUGGAACCACAGAGGGAGGGGUGUCUGGGCCUGGAGACCACCGAGGGAGGGGUGUCUGGGCCUGGAGAACCACAGAGGGAGGGGUGUGUCUGGCCUGGAGACCACAGAGGAGGGGUGUCUGGGCCUGGAGACCACAGAGGAGGGGUGUCUGUCUAGACCUGGAGACCACAGAGGUAGGGGUGUCUGGGCCUGGAGACCACAGAGGGAGGGGUGUCUGUCUAGACCUGGAGACCACAGAGGGAGGGGUGUCUGGGCCUGGAGAACACAGAGGGAGGGGUGUCUGGGCCUGGAGACCACCGAGGGAGGGGUGUCUGGGCCUGGAGACCACAGAGGGAGGGGUGUCUGUCUAGACCUGGAGACCACAGAGGUAGGGGUGUCUGGGCCUGGAGACCACAGAGGGAGGGGUGUCUGUCUAGACCUGGAGACCACAGAGGUAGGGGUGUCUGGGCCUGGAGACCACAGAGGGAGGGGUGUCUGUCUAGACCUGGAGACCACAGAGGGAGGGGUGUCUGGGCCUGGAGACCACAGAGGGAGGGGUGUCUGGGCCUGGAGACCACAGAGGGAGGGGUGUCUGGGCCUGGAGACCACAGAGGGAGGG